This is a messenger RNA of Coregonus sp. 'balchen', 72434 nucleotides long. The record is from the annotation of a GenBank genome assembly. Lineage: Eukaryota; Metazoa; Chordata; Actinopteri; Salmoniformes; Salmonidae.
AUGGUCAUUGGGGGCAUGGAGCUGGGGAGACGGGUGAGAGGGAGAGAAGAGUGAGAGGGAGAGAGGGGUGAAAACUGUAAAUGACAAGGGAUCUCUGAAGUCAUUGAGAGGAUGGACCAAUGGCCACACAGGUUGUGUCCCUACCUUAGACACGUUGUAGGGAAAUUGACAAAAUGGCCAUCGAUCUUUAUUGAGACUAGGGCUGAUCUAAUUUGCCCGUUGUUUUUAUGACAUACCAAUCAGGCCUCUGAACACACUGAAAGUAGACAUCGCUCAAAACAACAUCCCCGCUUGGAUGGCACCAAUCAGGCCUCAGAACACACUGAAAGUAGACAUCGCUCAAAACAACAUCCCCGCUUGGAUGGCACCAAUCAGGCCUCAGAACACACUGAAAGUAGACAUCGCUCAAAACAACAUCCACGCUUGGAUGGCACCAAUCAGGCCUCAGAACACACUGAAAGUAGACAUCGCUCAAAACAACAUCCCAGCUUGGAUGGCACCAAUCAGGCCUCAGAACACACUGAAAGUAGACAUCGCUCAAAACAACAUCCCCGCUUGGAUGGCACCAAUCAGGCCUCAGAACACACUGAAAGUAGACAUCGCUCAAAACAACAUCCCAGCUUGGAUGGCACCAAUCAGGCCUCAGAACACACUGAAUGUAGACAUCGCUCAAAACAACAUCCCAGCUUGGAUGGCACCAAUCAGGCCUCAGAACACACUGAAAGUAGACAUCGCUCAAAACAACAUCCCAGCUUGGAUGGCACCAAUCAGGCCUCAGAACACACUGAAAGUAGACAUCGCUCAAAACAACAUCCCCGCUUGGAUGGCACCAAUCAGGCCUCAGAACACACUGCAUAACCACUGCCAUUUACUUUCACCUUGCUAAAAUAAAACAGCUUGUCAGUCAGAGAUACAUUCCUCAAGUGUCUGGCUGCUCUGUGCAAAGACCUGGGUUGUUACCUCUGGGACGGCCUUACCCUGGCCAAUAACCUCAGCUGGCUACAGCUAAUCCAGGCUGACCAUCGGGUGCCACCAGGCUCUUUUAGACCUCUACUACCUUUACCAGUAAACAGGACUCACCAGGCUCUCUCAGACCUCUACUACCUUUACCAACAGGACUCACCAGGCUCCUUCAGACCUCUACUACCUUUACCAGUAAACAGGACUCACCAGGCUCUCUCAGACCUCUACUACCUUUACCAGUAAACAGGACUCACCAGGCUCUCUCAGACCUCUACUACCUUUACCAACAGGACUCACCAGGCUCUCUCAGACCUCUACUACCUUUACCAGUAAACAGGACUCACCAGGCUCUCUCGGACCUCUACUACCUUUACCAACAGGACUCACCAGGCUCUCUCAGACCUCUACUACCUUUACCAGUAAACAGGACUCACCAGGCUCUCUCAGACCUCUACUACCUUUACCAGUAAACAGGACUCACCAGGCUCUCUCAGACCUCUACUACCUUUACCAACAGGACUCACCAGGCUCUCUCAGACCUCUACUACCUUUACCAACAGGACUCACCAGGCUCUCUCAGACCUCUACUACCUUUACCAGUAAACAGGACUCACCAGGCUCUCUCAGACCUCUACUACCUUUACCAGUAAACAGGACUCACCAGGCUCUCUCAGACCUCUACUACCUUUACCAACAGGACUCACCAGGCUCUCUCAGACCUCUACUACCUUCACCAACAGGACUCACCAGGCUCUCUCAGACCUCUACUACCUUCACCAACAGGACUCACCAGGCUCUCUCAGACCUCUACUACCUUCACCAACAGGACUCACCAGGCUCUCUCAGACCUCUACUACCUUUACCAGUAAACAGGACUCACCAGGCUCUCUCAGACCUCUACUACCUUUACCAACAGGACUCACCAGGCUCUCUCAGACCUCUACUACCUUUACCAGUAAACAGGACUCACCAGGCUCUCUCAGACCUCUACUACCUUUACCAGUAAACAGGACUCACCAGGCUCUCUCAGACCUCUACUACCUUUACCAGUAAACAGGACUCACCAGGCUCUCUCAGACCUCUACUACCUUUACCAACAGGACUCACCAGGCUCUCUCAGACCUCUACUACCUUUACCAGUAAACAGGACUCACCAGGCUCUCUCAGACCUCUACUACCUUUACCAGUAAACAGGACUCACCAGGCUCUCUCAGACCUCUACUACCUUUACCAGUAAACAGGACUCACCAGGCUCUCUCAGACCUCUACUACCUUUACCAACAGGACUCACCAGGCUCUCUCAGACCUCUACUACCUUUACCAGUAAACAGGACUCACCAGGCUCUCUCAGACCUCUACUACCUUUACCAGUAAACAGGACUCACCAGGCUCUCUCAGACCUCUACUACCUUCACCAACAGGACUCACCAGGCUCUCUCAGACCUCUACUACCUUCACCAACAGGACUCACCAGGCUCUCUCAGACCUCUACUACCUUCACCAACAGGACUCACCAGGCUCUCUCAGACCUCUACUACCUUUACCAGUAAACAGGACUCACCAGGCUCUCUCAGACCUCUACUACCUUUACCAGUAAACAGGACUCACCAGGCUCUCUCAGACCUCUACUACCUUUACCAGUAAACAGGACUCACCAGGCUCUCUCAGACCUCUACUACCUUUACCAACAGGACUCACCAGGCUCUCUCAGACCUCUACUACCUUUACCAGUAAACAGGACUCACCAGGCUCUCUCAGACCUCUACUACCUUUACCAACAGGACUCACCAGGCUCUCUCAGACCUCUACUACCUUUACCAACAGGACUCACCAGGCUCUCUCAGACCUCUACUACCUUUACCAGUAAACAGGACUCACCAGGCUCUCUCAGACCUCUACUGUACCUAUCUCAUAUUCUCCUCUCAAUCGGUUUUCAGCAGUUGUUUCUGAUCCGAGUCACAGCACCAACGUAACAUGACACCACAGCAGUCAUCAGCAUCACUCAUUGUAGAGGGUUAAUCAAUAUACUACAGCAACAAGAAGAAUACUGAGAUCGUUUCAUCAACACCAGUGUGCAGAGUAGUGACACAUUGGAAUGGAAUCCAUGGAUAUCUAAGACCAACCAGCACUUUACUUCCAAAGGACUAAACGUUUAACAGCAAUAUUGAAUAUAACACCCAAUAACUCUCUUUUUAGUAUAACACCUAAUAACUCUUCAUAUACAGUAUACUCUGAAAUCGCAUAGCGAGAUGGAGAGUGCCUGGUAACUCCAGUGGGGUUCAUAACCAGUUUGGCCGGGGCAGAUUCUAAGGGCCUCGUUUGGUUUGCAAUGCUCAAUCAUUCAAGAGGAACGGCGGAGGAAACAUCGUUCAAGAGGAACGACGGACAGAAACGACAAAUUCAACAUGCAAACCCCCGAAGAAAAUGUGUUUGUUUCAUCACGCAAUUGGCUGAAGUGCGCACCCCUGGUGAUCAAUGAUUUCAUUAUCUCAGGAAGUUUGUUCAGGGCUGUAUAAUUUACACACUUAAUGUGUAAUCUCUCUGUGACAAUUCCCUAUUGAUCUUGAGGCUGACAAUGGACUUUCGUUUUUCAAACCUGCAAAGCCAAAUAUUUUACAAAGGAUAAGUACAUUUAUGAAGAAUGCAUUAUCAUCUUUUGGGGAAUUGUCACGCCCUGACUCUGGGGACUCGUAUUUGUUGAGUCAGGGUGUGUAUAUUCUUUGUUGUGUGUUUUCUAGGUUUUGAUCUAGUACAGUGGGGAAAGAAAGUAUUUAGUCAGCCACCAAUUGUGCAAGUUCUCCCACUUAAAAAGAUGAGAGAGGCCUGUCAAGUUCUUCCGCACAGAUCUCGACAAACCAUUUCUGUAUGGACCUCGCUUUGUGCACUGGGGAAUUGUCAUGCUGAAACAGGAAAGCUCCUUCCCCAAACUGUUGCCACAAAGUUGGAAGCACAGAAUCAUCUAGAAUGUAAUUGUAUGCUGUAGCGUUAACAUUUCCCUUCACUGGAACUAAGGUGCCUAGCCCGAACCAUGAUAAACAGCCCCAGACCAUUAUUCCUCCUCCACCAAACUUUACAGUUGGCACUAUGCAUUGGGGUAGGUACCAUUCUCUUGGCAUCUGCCAAACCCAGAUUUGUCCGUUAGACUGCCAGAUGGUGAAGCGUGAUUCAUCACUCCAGAGAACGAGUUUCCACUGCUCCAGAGUCCAAUGGCAGCGAGCUUUACACCACUCCAGCCGACGCUUGGCAUUGCACAUGGUGAUCUUAGGCUUGUGUGCAGCUGCUCGGCCAUGGAAACCCAUUUCAUGAAGCUCCUGAUGAACAGUUCUUGUGCUGACCUUGCUUCCAGAAGCAGUUUGGAACUCGGUAGUGAGUGUUGCAACCGAGGACAGACAAUUUUUCAGCACUCGGCGGUCCCGUCCUGUGAGCUUCUGUGGCCUACCACUUCACGGCUGAGCCGUUGUUGUUCCUAGACGUUUCCACUUCACAAUAACAGCACUUACAGUUGACCGGGGGCAGCUCUAGCAGGGCAGAAAUUUGACGAACUGACUCGUUGGAAAGGUGGCAUCCUAUGAUGGUGCCACGUUGAAAGUCACUGAGCUCUUCAGUACGGGCCAUUCUACUGCCAAUGUUUGUUUAUGGAGAUUGCAUGGCUGUGUGCUCGAUUGUAUACAUCUGUCAGCAACGGGUGUGGCUGAAAUAGCCAAAUCCACUAAUUUGAAGGGGUGUCCACAUACUUCAGUGUAUGUUAUCCUUCAAUUGCAGUAAUUCAAGUUCUGUAUUGAAGCACAACAUGGCCCUAAAAAAAAUUCCAAAAAUGUGUCUGUUGGCUGCCAGCCAAGGCAAAGGAUGUAUAACUAAUGCAAGAUGUAUGGGAUUCCCUGAGCUCUGCAAGCUUUCAACUGAACAUGGAUAUUUCCCCUGUCAGAGAACAGAGACCCAUGGCUAUCUCAGGUUUCAUCUUAUCGUUUGGUGCCCAUUAUCAUUCCACUGCUGCACGCAUAAGAGGUGGCUGUCUCAAAGUUAGAGAAGCGUUGGUUGGUUUGAGAAGCAGAAGGUUGGAAACUGGCAGGAAUGAAACAGCAGAUAGAUGUAUAUCCAUUUUGAUUUGAAGGACAGCAAAGUCAUCUAUUAAUUCAUAUCUCUGUCUGACCAGAAUCUGAGAGGAGUACGUGUCAAUAGAAGGGCAUCCUCAGACAGACACCGGGUAGUCUACCAGUCAGACAGACACCGGGUAGUCUACCAGUCAGACAGACACCGGGUAGUCUACCAGUCAGACAGACACCGGGUAGUCUACCAGUCAGACAGACACCGGGUAGUCUACCAGUCCAGACAGACACCGGGUAGUCUACCAGUCAGACAGACACCGGGUAGUCUAACCAGUCAGACAGACACCGGGUAGUCUACCAGUCAGACAGACACCGGGUAGUCUACCAGUCAGACAGACACCGGGUAGUCUACCAGUCAGACAGACACCGGGUAGUCUACCAGUCAGACAGACACCGGGUAGUCUACCAGUCAGACAGACACCGGGUAGUCUACCAGUCAGACAAACACCGGGUAGUCUACCAGUCAGACAGACACCGGGUAGUCUACCAGUCAGACAGACACCGGGUAGUCUACCAGUCAGACAGACACCGGGUAGUCUACCAGUCAGACAGACACCGGGUAGUCUACCAGUCAGACAGACACCGGGUAGUCUACCAUCAGACAGACACCGGGUAGUCUACCAGUUAGACAGACACCGGGUAGUCUACCAGUCAGACAGACAGUAGCAAUAAAGUCAUUUACAAUGUUUCCAGGCCCUUUUCCAACCAGCAGUGAACAAAUGAGUAGAAUCCUCCUCUCUCUUUCUCUCAGUGACAGGGAAAAAGUCAUACUCUUCCAAUAUCCACAGCAGAAUUAGAACGGGCUGAGGUUCUUUAGUUUCCUUUCAGUGUUUACAAGGUUGUAGAGGUGUUCUCAAUAAAAUGGACCCUCACAAUCGAGAACUAAUGGACUAAUGGAGAUGUUUCCAGUAGGGCACACUAACACAGGGACACAGGCAUUGUUCAUCAGCGAUGCAUGUAAAAUGUAUGCCAGUAUGAAAAAUGUAUGCACUCACCAUCUGUAAGUCGCUCUGGAUAAGAGCGUCUGCUAAAUGACUAAAAAUUUUUAAAAAAAUGUACAGUGCUAUAGGAAUACCAGAGCGCUGCCCUCAUCAAGAUAGAUCUCCUUCAGACAAGCUACAUUACACAAUAUUUUAUAUUCCUUUUCUGCUAUUUAUUUUUUGGUGAUUUUUCUGGUAAUUUAACACAAAGAUCAUGAUUAGCAUUACAAUAGAUGGGAUUUCCAACCAUACCUCUUAUAUCGCUUUUCAAAAUGACUCUUCUAUGUUAGCUUCCUCUGAGGUGUCACUGCUGUCAAAUUUGACGUUAUAUUUCCUUACAUGGAGGUGUCACUGCUGUCAAAUGUGACGUUAUAUUUCCUCACAUGGAGGUGUCACUGCUGUCAAAUGUGACGUUAUAUUUAUUCACAUGGAGCAUUAACUGCCAAUGUUUGUCUAUGGAGAUUGCAUGGCUGUGUGCUCGGUUUUAUACACCUGUCAUCAACGGGUGUGGCUGAAAUGCCACGGGGGGCCAGUAUGAAAAAAAUUAUAAUUAUGCACUCACUAACUGUAAGUCGCUCUGGAUAAGAGUGUCUGCUAAAAGACUUAAAUGUAAAUGUAAAUAGCCGAAUCCACUCAUUUGAAAGGGUGACCACAUACUUCUGUAUAUAUAGUGUAUCUGUCUUGUUUGUACAUGUAAAAACUGAACAAUGACAAGCACCCAACCACCCCUUUGACAGCUACAGUUGAAGUCGAAGUUGAAGUUUACAUACACUUAGGUUUUUCAACCACUCCACAAAUGUCUUGUUAACAAACUAUAGUUUUGGCAAGUCGGUUAGGGCAUCUACUUGUUCAUGACACACGUAAUAUUUCCACCAAUUGUUUACAGUCAGAUUAUUUCACUUAUAAUUCACUGUAUCACAAUUCCAGUGGGUCAGAAGUUUACAUACACUAAGUUGACUCUGCCUUUAAACAGCUUGGAAAAUUCCAGAAAAUGAUGUCAUGGCUUUAGAAGCUUCUGAUAGGCUAAUUGACAUCAUUUGAGUCAAUUGGUGGUGUACCUGUGGAUGUAUUUCAAGGCCUACCUUCAAACACAGUGCCACUUUGCUUGACAUCAUGGGAAAAUCAAAAGAAAUCAGCCAAGACCUCAGAAAAGAAAAUGUAGACCUCCACAAGUCUGGUUCCUCCUUGGGAGCAAUUUCCAAAUGCCUGAAGGUACCACGUUCAUCUGUACAAACAAUAGUACGCAAGUAUAAACACCAUGGGACCAUGCAGCCGUCAUACCGCCCAGGAAGGAGACACGUUCUGUCUCCUAGAGAUUAACGUACUUUGGUGCGAAAAGUGCAAAUCAAUCCCAGAACAACAGCAAACGACCUUGUGAAGAUGCUGGAGGAAACAGGUACAAAAGUAUCUAUAUCCACAGUAAAACGAGUCCUAUAUCGACAUAACCUGAAAGGCCGCUCAGCAAGGAAGAAGCCACUGCUCCAAAACCGCCAUAAAAAAGCCAGACUACGGUUUGCAACUGCACAUGGGGACAAAGAUCGUACUUUUUGAAGAAAUCUCCUCUGGUCUGAUUAAACAAAAAUAGAACUGUUUGGCCAUAAUGACCAUCGUUAUGUUUGGAGGAAAAAAGGGGAUGCUUGCAAGCCGAAGAACACCAUCCCAACCGUGAAGCACGGGGGUGGCAGCAUCAUGCUGUGGGGGUGCUUUGCUGCAGGAGGGACUGGUGCACUUCACAAAAUAGUUGGCAUCAUGAGGAAGGAAAAUUAUUUGGAUAUAUUGAAGCAACAUCUCAAGACAUCAGUCAGGAAGUUAAAGCUUGGUCGCAAAUGGGUCUUCCAAAUGGACAAUGACCCCAAGCAUACUUCCAAAGUUGUGGCAAAAUGGCUUAAGGACAACAAAGUCAAGGUAUUGGAGUGGCCAUCACAAAGCACUGACCUCAAUCCUAUAGAACAUUUGUGGGCAGAACUGAAAAAGCGUGUGCGAGCAAGGAGGCCUACAAACCUGACUCAGUUACACCAGCUCUGUCAGGAGGAAUGGGCCAAAAUUCAUCCAAUUUAUGGUGGGAAGCUUGUGGAAGGCUACCCGAAACUUUUGACCCAAGGUAAACAAUUUAAAGGCAAUGCUAUCAAAUACUAAUUAAGUGUAUGUAAACUUCUGACCCACUGGGAAUGUGAUGAAAGAAAUAAAAGCUGAAAUAAAUCAUUCUCUCCACUAUUAGUCUGACAUUUCACAUUCUUAAAAUAAAGUGGUGAUCCUAACUGACCUAAAACAGGGAAUUUUUACUAGGAUUAGAUGUCAGGAAUUGUGAAAAACAGAGUUUAAAUGUAUUUGGCUAAGGUGUAUGUAAACUUCAGACUUCAACUGUAUAUACAAUGGCCAAAUUGAUAACUGAUAAUCAUGGUAUUUCCUAUUCUUAAGUUCCUCUAACAGAGUGUUAAAAGAGAAAUGCCGGAGUCAUAAAAUGAACGGUCACAAAACCAUCUGCUAUUAGGUACAGGAAUGUCCAUGUUAAAGACAUACUCUGCGGUUUGGGGCCUAGGAAGUCUAACAGCGCAGGUCACUACUCGGCCAGGCCAGCUGCGCUCCGCUCCCUUUCCCCUGAAGCAUAGCUGCUUGGAGGCUGAACACAGCGAACAGGUUCAACCUCAUAGUUUGCAGUCCUUUGAUUAAAAAGAAUCCAAUGAAUUUUUCCACCGAGGUUUGUUACCAUUGCCAGAUGUGAAAUGAAAAGGGUGACUUUGAAUGGGCUUUUACAGGCCUUGGAAGGAAAGCCCACUGAGCUACAGGCUGUUGGGAGGACAGAAAAUCUGAAGGGCCUGUAGACUUUGACUUUGAUUCUCUGAUCGUUUACAGCAUGUUGUCAUCAGCCUGCCCUCUCCUCAAUACCAGCCUGCCCUCUCCUCAAUACCAGCCUGCCCUCUCCUCAAUACCAGCCCUCUCCUAUAGAAACUCAGACAGGAGAAGAACAAGGUCAGUCAACAUGUAGUUUAACAUGUAGCUGGGACAUACAUAUACCGCACAGUACAUCCAGUUCUAGACAUUCUCCACGUUCCAUCUUCAAUGACCAGACUGAAAAGAAAACAGCUCCUAUUCAAUACAUCGGCACGGGGCUGUGGCUGAAUAAUGACCUGACUAAAUAGUGUAAAACAGAAUCAUCAACUGGCUAAAUACAGUAGUCUAAAUACAGUAGUCUAAAUACAGUAGUCUAAAUACAGUAGUCUAAAUACAGUAGUCUAAAUACAGUAGUCUAAACAGUCAGUGACUGUCUGAAUAGUCAAAACAUGGGAGCAUUUAACAUUCAAUACCAUACAGUCUCAUUUCACUGCAACACCAAGGUGAUCGAACGGCUUCAUUGUGGAUGGAUUGAUGGGGCUGAUGUGAUUAUGAGCCCAACUCUCCCUGAUGGAAUCCUCACAGUCACAGUAUCGUGAGGGUUAGCCCUCUGUAAACCCCCCCCCCCCCCCCCCCCCCCCCCCCCCCAUUUGUUUAACUAACAUGUCCUGCUUGCCCAGCAAUUUCAGCCCUUCGUUUAUUUUCCAAAGGGUAUCAGGAAAGCUCUUGGGGGGUAAGAUCUGGCCCCAAGGAACGCCUGGGGAGGUUUCCUCCUCAGUUGAGAGAGAUCAACAGAAGAUGCAUUUGGCUGAUAUGCCUAGAAUAUGAUAGUCUUUAGUGGAAGGCUGCAGGACGCAGACCAGGGGAUGUCUGAGGCAGAGGCAGAGGGGGGUGUAGACAGUGUAGUCAAAGCACCCAGGCUAGGUUAAACCCAAUAUCAUGGAAUAAUAACGGUUUUGGAAACUGCAGUACCAGUCAAAAGUUUGGACACACCUACUCAUUCAAGGGUUUUUCUUUAUUUGUACUAUUUUCUACAUUGUAGAAUAAUAGUGGAGACAUCAAUACUAUGAAAUAACACAUAUGGAAUCAUGUAGUAACCAAAAAAGUGUUAAACAAAUCAAAAUAUAUUUUAUAUUUGAGAUUCUUCAAAGUAGCCACCCCUUUGCCUUGAUGACAGCUUUGCACACUCUUGGCAUUCUCUCAACCAGCUUCACCUGUAAUGCUUUUCCAACAGUCUUGAAGGAGUUCCCACAUAUGCUGAGCACUUGUUGGCUGCUUUUCCUUCACACUGAGGUCCAACUCAUCCCAAACCAUCUCAAUUGGGUUGAGGUCGGGUGAUUGUGGGAGGCCAGGUCAUCUGAUGCAGCACUCCAUCACUCUCCUUCUUGGUCAAAUAGCCCUUACUCAGCCUGGAGGUGUGUUGGGCCAUUGUCCUGUUGAAAAACAACUGAUAGUCCCACUAAGCCCAAACCAGAUGGGAUGGCGUAUUGCUGCAGAAUGAUGUGGUAGCCAUGCUGGUUAAGUGUGCCUUGAAUUCUAAAUAAAUCACAGACAGUGUCACCAGCAAAGCACCCCCACACCAUCACACCUCCUCCUCCAUACUUCACGGUGGGAACCACACAUGCGGAGAUCAUCUGUUCACCUACACUGUGUCUCACAAAGACACAGUGGUUGGAACCAAAAAUCUCCAAUUUGGACUCCAGACCAAAGGACAAAUUUCCACCGGUCUAAUGUCCAUUGCUCGUGUUUCUUGGCCCAAGCAGGUCUCUUCUUCUUAUUGGUGUCCUUUAGUAGUAGUUUCUUUGCAGCAAUUCGACCAUGAAGGCCUGAACAGUUGAUGUUGAGAUGUGUCUGUUACUUGAACUCUGUGAAGCAUUGUCACGCCCUGACCUAUAGACUCUAGUUAGUUUGGUCAGGGUGUGAAUAUAUGUGUGUGUUUUCUAUGUGGGGAUUCUAUGUUUGUAUUUCUAUGUUUGGCCGGGUGUGAUUCCCAAUCAGAGGCAGCUGUCGCUCGUUGUCUCUGAUUGGGGAUCAUACUUAGGCAGCCAGUUUUCCUGCCUGUGUUGUCGGAUCAUGUUUGUGUUUGGUUAGUGUGGCUUGUGUGUGUAUAGCCUUCCGACAUCACGUUUCGUUGCCUUUUGUUGUUUUUGUAUGUUUAUUCGGUUUAAUAAACAUGGAUGCAUUUCACGCUGCGCCUUGGUCUGACCCGUCCUUCAACGUCCGUGACAGAAGAUCCCACCACCAAUGGACCAAGCAGCGUGCCCAGGAGGAGCAGAGAGUAUGGACUUGGAGGGAGAUAAGAGAGGAUCUGGCCAAGCAGAUGGAGGCCCUGAAAGGGAUCAGGGUGGAGAAGGAGAGACAGCCCCAAGAACAUUUUGGGGGGAGCUAAAAGGGUGGUCGGGGAGCGACAGAGAGGAGCCCCGACCACUGCACUCGUGGGGGCUCAAAGAGGAGUCCUCACUAGAGGAGGACGGGGCGCGGAGUGUAAAGGACGGAGACAGUCGUGUUCCCAGUCCGGUACGUGCCGUACCUGCUCCCCGCACCAAGCCAGUGGUGCGUGUUCCCAGUCCGGCCCGGCCCGUUCCUGCUCCCCGCACCAAGCCAGUGGUGCAUGUCGCCAGCCCGGUACGCCCCGUACCUGCUCCCCGCACCAAGCCAGUGGUGCGUGUUCCCAGUCCGGUACGCCCCGUACCUGCUCCCCGCACCAAGCCAGUGGUGCGUGUUCCCAGUCCGGUACGCCCCGUACCUGCUCCCCGCACCAAGCCAGUGGUGCGUGUUCCCAGUCCGGCCCGGCCCGUUCCUGCUCCCCGCACCAAGCCAGUGGUGCAUGUCGCCAGCCCGGUACGCCCCGUACCUGCUCCCCGCACCAAGCCAGUGGUGCGUGUUCCCAGUCCGGUACGCCCCGUACCUGUUCCCCGCACCAAGCCAAUGGUCCGUGUUCCCAGUCCGGUACGCCCCGUACCUGCUCCCCGCACCAAGCCAGUGGUGCGUGUUCCCAGUCCGGCCCGGCCCGUUCCUGCUCCCCGCACCAAGCCAGUGGUGCAUGUCGCCAGCCCGGUACGCCCCGUACCUGCUCCCCGCACCAAGCCAGUGGUCCGUGUUCCCAGUCCGGUACGCCCCGUACCUGCUCCCCGCACCAAGCCAGUGGUGCGUGUUCCCAGUCUGGCCCGGCCCGUACCUGCUCCCCGCACCAAGCCAGUGGUGCAUGUCGCCAGCCCGGUACGCCCCGUACCUGCUCCCCGCACCAAGCCAGUGGUGCGUGUUCCCAGUCCGGCCCGGCCCGUGCCUGCUCCCCGCACCAAGCCAGUGGUGCAUGUCGCCAGCCCGGUACGCCCCGUACCUGCUCCCCGCACCAAGCCAGUGGUGCGUGUUCCCAGUCCGGCCCGGCCCGUUCCUGCUCCCCGCACCAAGCCAGUGGUGCAUGUCGCCAGCCCGGUACGCCCCGUACCUGCUCCCCGCACCAAGCCAGUGGUGCGUGUUCCCAGUCCGGCCCGGCCCGUUCCUGCUCCCCGCACCAGACCAGUGGUGCAUGUCGCCAGCCCGGUACGCCCCGUACCUGCUCCCCGCACCAAGCCAGUGGUGCGUGUUCCCAGUCCGGCCCGGCCCGUUCCUGCUCCUCGCACCAGACCAGUGGUGCAUGUCGCCAGCCCGGUACGCCCAGUACCUGCUCCCCGCACCAAGCCAGUGGUGCGUGUUCCCAGUCCGGCCCGGCCCGUUCCUGCUCCUCGCACCAGACCAGUGGUGCGUGUUCCCAGUCCGGCCCGGCCCGUUCCUGCUCCUCGCACCAGACCAGUGGUGCAUGUCGCCAGCCCGGUACGCCCCGUACCUUCUCCCCGCACCAAGCCAGUGGUGCGUGUUCCCAGUCCGGUCCGGCCCGUGCCUGCUCCUCGCACCAGACCUGUGGUGCGUGUUUCCAGUCCGGCACGGCCCGUGCCCGUUCCACCGGUGCCUGGUCCAGUACCGGUCAACGGUUCCACUCCGGAGCCAGAGCAGUCUGCUCCACCGGUGCCCAAGCCAGCUCCGGUCAGCGGCUCCACUCCGGAGCCAGAGCAGUCCGCUCCACCGGGAUCCAGUACAGCUCCGGUCAGCGGCUCCACUCCGGGUCCAGACGUCAGCCCCUCUCUAGGUUCGGAGUCUCCCACACCAGGGUCCAGACAGGGAUCGGUGCAUCGUGGGAGGACUGUGAGGGGAAGCUCCGCGUUGAGGUCCAGACCGGUCCAGGGGUGCAGAAAUUCCACAAAUUAACUUUUAAGAAGGCACACCUGUUAAUUGAAAUGCAUUUCAGGUGACUACCUCAUGAAGCUGGUUGAGAGAAUGCCAAGAGUGUGCAAAGCUGUCAUCAAGGCAAAGGGUGGCUACUUUGAAAAAACUUAAAUAUAUUUUGAUUUGUUUAACACUUUUUUUGGUUACUACAUGAUUCCAUAUGUGUUAUUUCAUAGUUUUUGAUGUCUUCACUAUUAUUCUACAAUAAUAGUGAAGACCAUUGCGGGGGUGACAGGUAGCUUAGUGGUUAAGAGCGUUGUGCCAGUAACCGAAAGGUCGCUGGUUCUAAUCCCCGAGCCCGACUAGGUGAAAAAUCUGUCGAUGUGCCCUUGAGCAAGGCACUUAACCCUAAUUGCUCCUGUAAGUCGCUCUGGAUAAGAGCGUCUGCUAAAAUGACUUAAAUGUAUUUACCAUGUGAUUGUUGCCCUCAGACUCUUAAACCAAAAAAGGAGAAUGAACAGAUCCAUUCUGUGACAUUAGUUACUCAAAGAGCUGCCCGGCAAUUAAACUGUAAUCUUCUACAUUUCCCGGCCAUGAUGCAAUUUGUUUUUGGAAAAAAUGUGCUUUUAAAAAAAAGUGUUCUAGAACAAAGGGACCUCUGAGGGACUUGAAGUUUAAGGCUUCCUCCUCCUCCAAUACCCCCUGCCUACAGUAUACUAUUAUAACAGUCUGUAAUUAUAGAUUAUAGAUGAGAGAACACACUAAAUUGUAAGCAUCCAGUCCAGCUAUGAUUUAAUGAACAAUGUUUUUGAUUAAACAAUAGGAACUAACCCAGCAAACAGGGAACGUCCUAAGGAGGUCCAGGGGACCGUGACGCAACCUCCUGACGUUCUGGGGACGUCCUAAAGACAAUUUAUUUUGUUUGCAGGGUACAUGUCUGUUUUUAACGGUAAUUAACAACAUGUAAAUGGCAAUAUCCAUGGAAGAACAAUGUAGGACACUUAAUGAACACUAAAUGGAAAGUGUUACCAGAUGUAUAGUGUUGUAAUUACAUUUUAGUCAUUUAGCAGACGCUCUUACCCAUAGCAAUUAGGGUUAAGUCCCUUGCUCAAGGGCACAUCGACAGAUUUUUCACCUAGUCGGGCUCGGGGAUUAGAACCAGCGACCUUUUGGUUACUGGCACAACGCUCUUAACCACUAAGCUACCUGCCGACAGAAGCUAACAGUUACACUAAACAUGCAGAAACAAACAGCCCUACUAUCCCCAGAUGGCAGUAGUUAGCUGAAGAUGCUACUGUGGGGAUUUAAUGGGAAUUCUCCAUUGGAGAAUGCAUUGUGUGUGUGUGUGUGUGUGUCACUCCUCUGUGCAGUGAAUGGAUAAUAGAAUGUUCAGUGUAGUAUGUUAUAACUAUGUAAUACUCAUGUCGCUGUUUAAGGCCAAAGGAAGUAUUUGGGACAAUUGACACAAGGCUGUACGUACAGAGAAAGCACAGUUAAUUUGACACAAGGCUGUACGUACAGAGGAAGCACAGUUCAUUUGACACAAGGCUGUACGUACAGAGGAAGCACAGUUCAUUUGACACAAGGCUGUACGUACAGAGGAAGCACAGUUCAUUUGACACAAGGCUGUACGUACAGAGGAAGCACAGUUAAUUUGACACAAGGCUGUACGUACAGAGGAAGCACAGUUCAUUUGACACAAGGCUGUACGUACAGAGGAAGCACAGUUCAUUUGACACAAGGCUGUACGUACAGAGGAAGCACAGUUCAUUUGACACAAGGCUGUACGUACAGAGGAAGCACAGUUCAUUUGACACAAGGCUGUACGUACAGAGAAAGCACAGUUCAUUUGACACAAGGCUGUACGUACAGAGGAAGCACAGUUCAUUUGACACAAGGCUGUACGUACAGAGGAAGCACAGUUCAUUUGACACAAGGCUGUACGUACAGAGGAAGCACAGUUCAUUUGACACAAGGCUGUACGUACAGAGGAAGCACAGUUCAUUUGACACAAGGCUGUACGUACAGAGAAAGCACAGUUCAUUUGACACAAGGCUGUACGUACAGAGGAAGCACAGUUCAUUUGACACAAGGCUGUACGUACAGAGGAAGCACAGUUCAUUUGACACAAGGCUGUACGUACAGAGGAAGCACAGUUCAUUUGACACAAGGCUGUACGUACAGAGGAAGCACAGUUCAUUUGACACAAGGCUGUACGUACAGAGAAAGCACAGUUCAUUUUCUGCUUAUUUUUCUUCAUUUGCGAUUGAGCCCUGAAGUCCUGAGGUUCCAUAUUCCACAUAAAUCCAAGGUUCAUGUUACAUGGAUGCUGGGGUGGAUCAGGGCAACCCUAGAAGCACUGCCAUGGCAACGUGGACAUUCCAAUACGUGUUCAAAAUAGAUCAAUGUUCUCUGGCCCUUAUAAUGUACAAUAUUUACAACAUAAGUGUUAUCGUUUAAAGAUACAUACAUUACUUUAUGAUAAGUAACUUAUAUCAUGAUGAUGUUUUAAAAAAUGCCAUUUGUUUAAAAUGCUGUUAACAAAAGGAACAUUCAUUCACUGUCUGCGGAUGACUACAGUAGUUCAUUCCUGUACGGUAACUUUUGUUAUUUUCUAUUGAAGUAGGAUAUAUUAUGUUGACCAUUCUGUCAUUACUAUAGUAAUAAUUAUAAUAUACCAUUUAGCAGACGCUUUUAUCCAAAGCGACUUACAGUCAUGUGUGCAUACAUUUUUACAUAUGGGUGGUCCCGGGGAUCGGACCCACUACCCUGGCGUUACAAGCGCCACGCUCUACCAAUUCAGCUACAGAGGACCACAUUAUGUUAACCAUCCUGUCAUUACUAUAGUAUUGAGAUAGUCACAAAUCUGAACUCAUCAUGGGGGCUGCCGUGACUCGCGGGUCUGAACUCAUCAUGGGGGCUGCCGUGACUCGCGGGUCUGAACUCAUCAUGGGGGCUGCCGUGACUCGCGGGUCUGAACUUAUAUUGGGGGCUGCCGUGACUCGCGGGUCUGAACUCAUAUUGGGGGCUGCCGUGACUCGCGGGUCUGAACUCAUAUUGGGGGCUGCCGUGACUCGCGGGUCUGAACUCAUCAUGGGGGCUGCCGUGACUCGCGGGUCUGAACUCAUAUUGGGGGCUGCCGUGACUCGCGGGUCUGAACUCAUAUUGGGGUCCGCAGUGACUCGCGGGUCACCCCACCUAUAACCCCACCAUGUGAGCAAUACAUUUUAGCAGUCCCCCUUUUGACAGCAGAGAAGAAAAGUUUGAGUUAAUUUCCUGCAAAUCUACACAUUUUACCAUGUGGUGGAGAGAAGAUUUUGCAGUUUUACAACUUAUUUCCAGCAAUUCUACACAUUUUGCCAUGGGGUGGAGGGAAAUGUUUGCAGUUUUUAACAUGAUAUCUGAGUGAGAGUGACUAACAAAAUCAAUGGGGGCCCCUGGUCGGUAAUUCGGCCAUGAUUACUACAUGUUUAGAUUGCUGGCCGCUGGACUAACUUACCAAUCUAAAAAAUGUUAACCAACAUGGGCUAAUUGAGUGACUGUCAGUAACAUAACGAGAAAAACUGAUUAUGUACAACCAAAUGUCGAAAUUGCACCUUGUUUAUUCUACGAUUCUAACUCUGAAUAGAAAGUCAAGAUCCUGACGGAGUUCCAAUUCUAUGGAAAUUGAUCCACGGGCCUACAAAAGGGGGGCCGCCAGUUGCCCAUCAAUGUAGUACAGUCUAGUCUCCUUCCAGUACAGUCUAGUCUCCCUCCAGUACAGUCUAGUCUCCAUGUAGUACAGUCUAGUCUCCAUGUAGUACAGUCUAGUCUCCCUCCAGUACAGUCUAGUCUCCAUGUAGUACAGUCUAGUCUCCCUCCAGUACAGUCUAGUCUCCUUCCAGUACAGUCUAGUCUCCCUACAGUACAGUCUAGUCUCCCUCCAGUACAGUCUAGUCUCCCUCCAGUACAGUCUAGUCUCCCUCCAGUACAGUCUAGUCUCCUUGCAGUACAUUCUAGUCUCCCUGCAGUACAGUCUAAUCUCCCUGCAGUACAGUGUAGUCUCCCUGCAGUACAUUCUAGUCUCCCUACAGUACAGUCUAGUCUCCCUGCAGUACAGUCUAGUCUCCCUGCAGUACAGUCUAGUCUCCCUACAGUACAGUCUAGUCUCCUUGCAGUACAGUCUAGUCUCCCUACAGUACAGUACAGUCUCCCUACAGUACAGUACAGUCUCCCUACAGUACAGUCUAGUCUCCCUGCAGUACAGUCUAGUCUCCUUGCAGUACAGUCUAGUCUCCUUGCAGUACAGUCUAGUCUCCCUGCAAGAACCGUCUCCCUCCAUUCAGUCAGUCUCCCUACAGUACGUCCAGUCUAGUACUCCCUACAGUCCGUCUAGUCUCCCUGCAUACAGUUCUAAGUCUCCCUGCAGUAUACAUUCCUAGUCCUCCUGCCAGUACAGUCCUUCUCCCUGCAGUACAGUCCCUAUCCCCUUCAGUACAUUCCUAGUCUCCCUAAAGUACAGUCUAGUUCUCCUUCCAGUACAUCUAGUCUCCCACGUACAGUCUAGUCUCCCUACAGUCAGUCAGUCUCCCUACAGUACAGUCCUAGUACUCCCUGUCGCCAGUCUGAGUCUCCCUACAAGUACAGUCAGUACUCUUCAUACAGUCUCGCUUCCCUAAGUCCAUUCUAGUCUCCCUGCGUACAGUCCCAGUCGCCCGGCAGUACAGUCUAGUCUCCUGCAGUACGUCUAGUCUCCUUCCAGUACAGUCUAGUUUCCCUACCGUACAGUCUAGUCUUCCCUACAGUACAAGGUCUAUACUCCCUGCAGUACAGUCCUAGUCCUAGUCUCCCUGCAGUACAGUCUAGUCUCCUUCCAGUACAGUCAUUCCCCUGCGCAGUACAGUCUAGUCUCCCUGCAGUACAAUCUAGUUGUCCCUACAGUUUCAGUCUAGUCUCCCUGCAUACAGUCCUAGUCUCCCUGCAUACAGUCUAGAUCUCCCUGCAGUACAGUCGGUCUCUUCCAGUACAUUCCUAGUUCCCUGCAAGUACGACAGUCCUAGUCUCCUUGCAGUACGUCUUCUAGGUCUCCCCUACAGUCAUACAGUCUCCCCUACAAGUACAUACAGUCUCCCUACAGUACAGUCUAGUCUCCCUGCAGUACGUCUAGGUCUCCCUUGCAGUACAGUCCUAAGUCUCCUUUGCAGUUAACCGUCUAGUCUCCCUGCAGACAGUCUCCCUCCAGUACCAGUCUAGUCCUCGCCUACAGUACAUACAGUCGAUCUCCCUACCGUAAAAGUCUAGUCUCCCUCAGUACAGUCUAGUCCUCCUUCCAGUACAGUCUAGCCCCUCCCUGCAUACAGUCUAGUCUCCCUGCCCCAAAAAAAACAAGUACAGUCUCGUCCUCACUAAGUACGUCUAUCUCCUUCCUACAGUUCUAGUCGCCCUACAGUACAGUCUAUCUCCCUACAGUACAUCCUGAGUCUUCCCUACAGUACAGUCUAGUCUCCCUGCAGUACAGCCCCCUAGUCUCCUUGCAUACAUCUAGUCUCCCUAACAGACGUCUCUAGUCUCCCUGCAGUACAUUCUAGGCUCUCUGUAGUACGUCUAGUCUCCCUGCAGUACAAGUCCAGUCUCCUCCCUUUGUACAGUCUAGUCUCCCUGCAGUACAGUAUAGUCUCCCUGCAGUACUAAGUCGGUCUCCUGCAGGUACAGUUCUAGUCUCCCUCCGCCUGCAGUACAGUCUGAGACUCCCUGCAUUACCAGUCUAGUCUCCUUCCAGUACGUCCUAGUCUCCCUGCAGUAGCUCUCCUUCCAGUAAACAUUCUGUCUCCUCCCUGCAGUAAGUCUAGUCUCCCUGUAGUACCAGCUAGUCUCCCUGCAGUACAGUAUAGUAUCCCUGCAGUUACGUCUAGUCUUCCUUGCAGUACAGUCUUAGUCUCCCUGCAGUACAAGUCUAGACUUCCCUGCCUUACAGUCUAAUACUCCUUCCAGUACAUCAUAGCUCCCUAACAGUUACUCUAGUCUCCCUACGUACAGAGUCUAGUCUCCCUGCAGUAACAGUCUAUCUCCCCUGCAUCCCGUCUAUCUCCUCCAUACAUCCCUAGUCUCCCUGCAGUCAGUCUAGUCUCCUCUGGCAGUACAGUCGAGUCCUCCCGACAAGACAGUCUGUCUCCUUCCAGUACAGUCCUAGGCUCCCUACAGUACGUCUAGUCAUCCCCUAAAGUACAUCUAGUCCUCCCUACGUCCCCGAGUCUCCUUCCAGUACAGUCUCCCUACAGUACAGUCUAGUCUCCCUGCAGUACUGUCUAGUCUCCCUGCAGUACAUUCUAGUCUCCCUGCACUACAGUCUAGUCUCCCUGCAGUACAGUCUAGUCUCCCUGCAGUACAGUCUAGUCUCCCUGCAGUACAGUCUAGUCUCCAUGCCGUACAGUCUAGUCUCCUUCCAGUACAGUCUAGUCUCCCUGCAGUACAUUCUAGUCUCCCUGCAGUACAGUCUAGUCUCCCUGCAGUACUGUAUAGUCCCCCGCAGUACAUUCUAGUCUCCUUGCAGUACAGUCUAGUCUCCCUGCAUACAGUCUAGUCUCCCUGCAGUACAGUCUAGUCUCCUACAGUACAGUCUAGUCUCCGUGCAGUACAGUCUAGUCUCCUUGCAGUACAGUCUAGUCUCCCCUGCAGUACAGUCUCCCUACCGUACAGUCAUAGUCUCCCGACAGUACAGUCUAGUCUCCCUAAAGUAACAGUCUAGUCUCCUCCAGUACAGUCUAGUCUCCCUCCAUUACAGUCUGUCUCCCUACAGUACGGUCCCGAGUCCUCCCUACAGUACAGUCUAGUCUCCCUACAGUACGUCCUAGUCCCCUGCAGUACAGUCUAGUCCCUCCCUACAGUACAGUUCCCUCCCUACAGUAAGUCUAGUCUCCCUGCCGUUACAUUCUAGUCUCCCUGUAGUACAGUCUAGUCCCUCCCUGCAGUACAGUCUAGUCCUCCCUGCAGUACAGUCUAGUCUCCCUGCCGUAGACCUCUCCUUCUCAGUACAGUCUAGUCUCCCUGGCAAGGACACAUUCUGUCUCCCUUCAGUACAGUCUAGUUUUCCGUUCCGUACAGUAAUAGUCUCCCUGCAGUACAGUCUAUUCUCCUGCAGUACAGUCUAGUCUUCCCUGACAGUACAGUCUAGUAGUCAUCCCGGCAGUAAGUCUAGUCUCCCUGCAGUACAAGUCUAAGACUCCCUGCAGUACAUCUAGUCUCCUUCCAGUACAGUCUAGUCUCCCUACAGUACCGUCUAGUCUCCCUACAUUACAGUUCUAGUCUCCCUGCAGUAACAAGUCUCUCGUCCCUGCAGUACAGUCCUGUCCUCCUUCCAGUCCAGUCUAGUCUCCCCUGCCGUACGGGUCCUAGUCUCCCCUGCAGUACAGUCGAGUCUCCCACAGUACGUCUAUCUCCUUCCAGUACAGUCUAGCUCCCUACAUCCCGUCUAGUCUCCCUACAGUAACAGUCUAGUCUCCCUACAUACAGUCUAUUCCUCCUCCAGUAUCAGUCCCUCCCUACAUACAGUCCUAUUCUCUCUCCCUGCAGUCUGUCUAGUCUCCCUGCGUACAUUCAGUCUCCCUGCAGUACCGUCUAUUCUCCCUGCAGUACAUCUAGUCCCUGCAUACAUUCUCGUCCUCCCUGCAGUACAGUCUAGUCCUCCAUGCAGUAAGUCCUAGAUCUCCUUUUCCAGUACAAGUCUAGUCUCUGCAGGUACAUUCUGUCCUCCCUGCAGUCAUGUCUAGUCCUCCUUGCAGUACAUUCUAGUCUCCUUCAGUACAUUCUAGUCUCCCUGCCGUACGUCUAGUCUCCUUGCAGUACAGUCUAGUCCUCCCUGCAUUACAGUCUAGUCCUCCCUGCAGUGCAGUCUAUCUCCUGCAGUGCAGUCCUAUCUGUCCUUCAGUAGCAGUCUAGUCUCUCCCUGCAGUACAUUCUAGUCUCCCUGCGUACAUUCUUCCUCCCUGCAGUACAUUCUAGUCUCCCUGCAGUACGUCUGCGUCUCCCUGCAGUACAUCUAGACUCCCUGCAGUACAGUCUAGUCUCCUUUCCCGUACAGUCUAAUUCUCCCUCAGUACAGUCUUAUCUCCCUACAGUACAGUCUAGUCUCCCUGCAGUACAGUCUAUUCUCUCCUCAUUAAGUCUAGUGUACCUUCCAGUACAGUCUAGUCUCCUGCAGUACAGCUAAGUCCUCCUGCAGUAACAGUCUAGUCUCCCUACAUACAGUCUAGUCGCCUUCCAGUCCAGUCUAGUCUCCCUACAGUACAGUCUAGUCUCCCUAAGUCCCGUCUAAGUCUCCCUACAGUACAGUUCGUUCUCCUUCCAGUACAGUCCUCCCUACAGUAACGUCUAGUCUCCCUGCAGUACUGUCUGUCUCCCUGGUCCGUACAUUACUAUCUCUCCUGCCGUACAUCUAGUCCUCCAUGCAGUACAGUCUAGUCUCCUUUCCAUUACAGUCUAUCUCCCUGCCGUACAUUCUAGUCCCCCUGCAGUACAGUCUAGUCUCCCUUCAGUACAGUCUAUUCUCCCCUCAGUACAUUCCUAAUCUCCUUGCAUACAGCCUAGUCUCCCUGAGUAACAGUCUAGUCCUCCCGCAAGUACUUCUAGUCUCCCUACAGUACUUCUAGUCGCCCUGCAGUACGUCUAGUCUCCUUCAGUACAGUCUAGUCUCCUGCAGUAAAGUCUCCCUACAGUACGUUCUAGUCUCCUCUCCCUACAUUACAGCAGUCUCCUUGCAGUACAGUCUCCUUCCAGCACAUUCCCUAGUCUCCUGCCGUACAGUCUAGUCUCCUUGCGUAUCAAGUCUAUCUCCUUCCAGUAGUCUAGUCCUCCCUCAGUGCAGUCUAUCCCUCCCUGCAGUGAUCCUAGUCUCCUUCCAGUACAGUCUAGUCUCCUGCAGUACAUUCUAGUCUCCCUGCAGUACAUUCUGUCUCCUGGCAGUAAAUUCUAGUCUCCCUGCAGUACAGUCUAGUCUCUCCCGCAGUACAGUCUAGUUCCCUGCAGUACAGUCUAGUCUCCCUGCGUACAGUCUAGUCCUCCUGCAUUACAUUUUCUAGUCCUCCAUCCAUACAGUCCGUCCCUGCAAGUACAGUCUAGUCCUCCUACAGUACGUCUAGUCUCCACAGUACAGUCUGUCCCCUCCCUUGCAGUACCGUCUAGUCUCCCUGCAGUACAUCCUCCCUGCAGUACAGUUGGUCUCCUGCAGGUACAAUUCUGUCUCCUGCCGUACAGUCUAGUCCUCCCUGCAUUACAGUCUAGUCUCCUUUCAGUCCCGUCUAGUCCUCCUUCCAGUAAACAUUCUAGUCCUCCCUGCUACAUCUAGUCUCCUUGCUACAGUCUAUCUCCCUGAUAAGCAGUACAGUCUAGUCUCCCUGCAUACAUUCUAGUCUCCCUGCAGUACAUUUAGUCUCCCUGCAUUACAGUGUAGCUCCCUGCAGUACAGUGUAGUCUCCCUGCAGUAACAAGUUCUAGUCCCUCCUUGCAGUACAGUCUAGUCUCCUGCAGUCAGUCUAGUCUCCCUGCAGGUACGUCUCCCUACAUUACAGUCUAGUCUCCCUGCGUACAGUCUAGUCUCCCUGCAUACAGGUCAAGUCCUCCUUGCAGUAUAAUCGAGUCUCUUGCAGUACAGUCCUAGUCUCCCUGCAGUAGCAGUCUUUUUCCUAUCAGUACAGUCUAGUCUCCUGCUAACAGUCUCCCUGCAGUCCUGUCUAGUCUCCUUCCAUACAGUCCUAGUCUCCUUCCAGUCCAGUCUAGUCGUCCCUUCAGUACAGUCAGUACUCCCUGCAGACAGUCUAGUCCUCCUUGCGUAAAGUCUCCCGGCGUAACAGUCUAGUCUCCUUCCAUACAGUCAGUUCUCCUCAUACAAGUCUAGUCUCCCUUUCAGUACAGGCUAUUCCUCCCUGCAGUACAGUCUAGUCUCCUUGCAGUACAGUCUAGUCUCCCUGGCAGUGCAGUCUAGUCCUCCCUGCAGUGCAGUCUAUUCUCCUUCCAGUACAUUCCUAGUCUCCUUGCAUACAGUCUAGUCUCCCUUCAGUACAGUGUAGUCUCCCUGCAGUACAGUCUAUCUCCUUGCAGUAGAGCCUAGUCUCCUGACAGUACAGUCCCUAGUCUCCAUUCAGUACAUUCUAGUCUCCCUGCAGUACAUCUAGUUCCCUGCAUACAUUCUAGUCUCCUUCCGUACAGUCCUCCCUGCAGUACAGUCUAGUCUCCUAUCAGUACAGUCUAGUCUCCCUUACAUAACAGUCUAGGUUCCCUGACGACAUCUAGUCUCCUUCCAGUACGUCUAGUUCUCCUUCCAGUACAGUCUACGUCCUCCCUUCAGUACAGUCAUAGUCUCCCUGCAGUGCGUCUAGUCUCCUUCCAGUACAUCUAGUCUCUCCUUCAGUACAUUCUAGUAUCCCUGCGUACAGUCUGGGUCUCCUUCCAAUACAGUCCUAAGUCUCCCUUCAGUACAUUCUAGUCCCCGCAGUACAUUCUAGUCUCCUUGUCAGUAAGUCUCCCUGCAGUACAGUCAGUCUCCCUUCAGUACAUCUAUAUCCCUGCAGUACAUCCUGGGUCUGCCUUCCAUACAAGGUCUCCGCUUCAGUACAGUCUACGGUCUCCCUAGCAUUACAAGUCUAGUCUCCAUGCAGUACAGUCUCGUCCUCCCUGCAGUACGUCUAUGUCUCCCUGCAGUACAUUCUAGUCUCCCUGCAUUUGAGUCGAGUCUCCCUGCAGUACAAGUCUAGUCUCUCCUCUCCCGCAUACAUUCUGUCUCCUUCCAUUACAGUCUCCUACUACAGUCCUUUCUCCCUACAGUACAUCUAGUUUCGCCUGCAGUACAGUUCAAGUCUCCUCCUACGUCUAGCUCCUGCCGUGCAGUCUAGUCCUCCUUUCCAGUACAGUCUAGUCUCCCGGCAGUACAGUCUAGUCCUCCCUGCGUACAGUCUGUCUCACCUGCAGUAAGUCUGUCUCCCCUGCAGUACUGGUCUGUCCCUUCCUCCGUAACAUUCAGUCCUCCCUGCAGUAACAGUCAUCUCCCUGCAGUACAGUCUAUUCUCCCUGCAGUACAGUCUAGUCUCCUUCCAGUACAGUCUAGUCUCCCUGCAUACAGUUAGUCUCGUUCCAGUAACAGUCUCGUCUCCCUGCAGUACAUUCCUAUUCUCCCUCAGGUAGACUCUCCUUCCAUUCCGUCCUAGUCUCCCCUGCAUUACAGUCUAGUCUCCCUCAGUACAGUCUAGUUUUCCUUCCCGUACGUAAUAUCUCCCUGUCAGUAACAGUCUAGUCUCCUGCGUACACGUCUAGUCUCCCUGCAGUACAGUCUAGUUUCCUCCCUGCAUGUACAGUCUAGUACUCUCUGCAGUACAGUCUAUCUCCCGCAGUACGUCUAUUCUCCCUGCAGUACAGUCUAGUUCUCCCUGCAGUAGUCUAGUCUCCCUGCCGUACAGUCUAGUCCGCCUCCGUACAGUCCUAGUCUCCUGCAUACAGUCUAUUUCCUCCUUCCAGUACAAGUCUUGUCUCCCUGCAGUACAGUCUUAGUCCGCCCUGCAGUGCAGUCUAUCUCCGUCCAGUAACAAGUCUAGUCUCGUUCCAGUACAGUCUAGUCUCCUGCAAGUCAGUCUAGUCUCCUUCCCGUACAGUAAAGUCUUCCCUGCGGUAUCCGUCUUUCCCUCCUUGCAGUACAGUCUAGUCUCCUCCCCUGCAUACAGUCUAGUUGCCCUGCGUACAGUCCUGUCCUCUGCAUUACAGUGUAUUCUCCCUGCAGUACAGUCUAGUCUCCCUGCAGUGCAGUCUAGUCUCCUUCUCCUUCCAGUACAGUCUAGUCUCCUUCGCAUUCCUUCCAUUACAGUCUAGACUCCCUGCAGUACAAGUCUAGUCUCCCUGUCAGUACAGUCUAGUCUCCCUGCAGUGCAGUCUAGUCUCUUCCAGUACAGUCACGUCUCCCUGCAGUACAAUUAGUCGCCUUCCAGUAACAGUCUAGUCUCCCUGCAGUACAGUCAGUCUCCUUGCAUUACAAGUCUCCCGACAGUACAGUCCUAGUUUCCUGCAGUCAGUCUCCCUACAGUACAGUCUAGUCUCCCACAGUAACAGUCCUGUCCUCCUUUGCAGUACAGUCUAGUCUCCCUGCAGUACAGUCUCUCUGCAUUACAGUCCUAGUCUCCUUGCAGUACAGUCUAGCUCCCUGCAGUGGCAGUCUAGUCUCCUCCAGUACAGUCUAGUCUCCUUCCAGUACAGUCUAUACCCCUGGCCAUUCAAGUCUAGUCUCCCAGGGGGUCACCUGGCAGUACAGUUUUUAGUCUCCCUUCCUUGCAGUCCUAGUCUCCUUCCAGUGCAUGCCAUCUCCCUGCAGUACAAUCUAUCUCCUUCCCGUACAGUCUAGUCUCCCCUGCAGUAACAGUCUCCCUACAGUACAGUCUAGUUUCCCUCAGUAACAGUACCUCCCUGCAGUACAGUCUAAGUCUCCUUCAGUACAGUCUCCCUGCCGUACCGUCUAGUCUCUCCCUUCAGUACAUUCUAGUAUCGCCUGCAGUACAGUCCUGUCUCCUUCCAGUAACUGUUCUCCCUUCAGUAGCAGUCUAGUCUCCCUGCAGUACGUCUAGUCUCCAUGCAUACGUCUCCCUGCAGUACAGUCUAGUCUCCCUGCAGUACAUCUGAUUCUCCCUGCAGUUUGAGUCUAGGGUCCCGCAGUACAAGUCUAGUCUCCCUGUCAGUACAUUCUAGUUCCUUCCAUUUACGCUCUCCUACUGUACAGUCUAUCCUCCCUACAGUACAGUCCUAGUUCCCUGCAGUACAGUCCAAGGUCUCCUUCCAUUACAGUCUAUUCGCCCUGCAGUGCAUUCUAGUCGCCUUCCAGUACGUCUAUCCCUCCCUGCAAGUACAGUCUAGUCUCCCUGCAGUACAGUCUAAUUCUCCUGCAGUACCGUAUAGUCCUCCCUGCGUACUGUCUAGUCUCCCUUCCAGUACAGUCUAGUCCUCCCUUGCAGUACAGUCUAUCCCCUGCGUACAGUCUAUCUCCCUGCGUACAGUCCUAGUCUCCCUCCAGUAACAGUCUCAUUCUCUCCCUCAGUACAGUCUAGUCUUCGUUCCAGUACAGUCUAUAGUCUCCUGCAGUUACAGUCCUGUCCUCCCCUGCAGUAGACUCUCCUUCCAUAACCGUCUAGUCUCCCUGCAUACAGUCCUAGUCUCCCUUCAGUACGUCCUGUUCCUUCCCGUACAGUUCGUCUCCCUGCAUUACAUUCUAGUCUCCUUGCAGUACAUCUAGUCUCCCUUCAUACAGUCUAAGUUUCCCCUGCAGUACCAGGUCCUAGUCUCUCUGCAGUACAGGUCUAGUCUCCCUUCAGUACAGUCUCUCUCCCUGCAUAACAGUUAGUCUCCCUGCCAGUACAGUCUGUCUCCCUGCAGUUACAGUCUAGUCUCCUUCCAGUACAGUCUAGUCUCCCUGCAUACGAUUCUAGUUUCCCGCCGUACAGUCUCGUCCUCCCUGCAUUACAGUCUAGUAACCCUGCAGUACAGUCUAGUCCUCCCCUGCAGUACAGUCUAGUCCUCCCUGCAGUACAGUCUGUCCUCCCUGCAGAAAGUCUAGUCUCCUUCCAGUACAGUCUAGUCUCCCUGCAGUACAGUCCUAGUCCUCCUUCCAGUAACAGUCUUGUCUCCUGCAGUAACAGUCUAGUUUCCCUGCAGUAGCAGUCUAGUCUCUCUGCAGUACAGUCUAGUCUCCCUGCAGUACGUCUAGUCUCCCUGCAAUGCAGUCUAGUCUCCUUCCAGUACAGUUCUAGUCUCCUUCCAGUAACAGUCUAACUCCCUGCAGUACAGUCUAGUCUCCCGCAGUACAUGUCUAGUCUCCCUGCGAGUGCAGUCUAGUCUUUCCAGUAACAUCAAUUCCCUGCAGUACAAUCUAGGUCUCCUUCCAGUACAGCCUAGUCCCCUCAGUACAGUCUAUCUAGGCUCCUUGCAGUACGUCUCGGCUCCCCUCCCGACAGUACGUCCUAGUUUUCCCUGGUCCAUUACAGUCUCUUCCCUCCAGUACAGUCUAGUCCCCGACAGUACAGUCUAUCCCCUCCUUGCAGUACAGUCUAGUACUCCCUGCGUACCGUCUCUCUGCAGUACAGUCCUAGUCUCCUUGCAGUACAGUCUAGUCUCCCUGCAGUGCAGUCUAGUCUCCUUCAAGUACAGUUCUAGUCCCUUCCAGUACAGUCUAGACUCCCUGCAGUACAGUCUAGUCUCCCUGCAGUACAGUUUAGUCUCCCUUUCAUUGCAUUCCUGUCUCCUUCCAGUGCAGGCAGUCUUCACCUGCAGUACGAUCUGUCUCCUUCCAGUACAGUCUAGUCUCCCUGCAUAACAGUCUCCCUACGUACAGUCUAGUUUUCCCGCAGUACUGUCUCCCUGCAGUACAGUCUAGUCCUCCUUGCAGUACAGUCCUCCCUGCAGUACAGUCUAUCUCCCUUCAGUACAUUCUGUACCCGGGCAGUACGUCUGGGUCCCUUCCAGUAACAGUCUCCCUCAGACAGUGUCUGUCCCCUGCAGUACAGUCCUAGUCUCCAUGCGUUAGCAGUCUCCCUUCAGUACAGUCUAGUCUCCCUGCAUUACAUUCUAAGUCUCCCUGCGUUGAGUCUAAGUCUCUCACCUGCAGUACCGUUCUAGUCUCCCUGCAGUACAUCUAGUCUCCUGUCCAUUACAGUCUCCCUACAGUACAGUCUAUUCCCUCCUAUAACAGUACCGUCUAGUUUUCCCUGCAGUACAGUCAGUCUCCUUCCAGUACAGUCUAGUCUCCCUGCAGUGCAGUCUAGUCUCCUUCCCUACAGUCUAGUCUCCCUCCCUGCAGUACAGUCUAGUCUCCCUGGCAGUAUCAGUCUAGUCUCCCUGCAUGUACAGUCCUAGUCUCCCUGCAUUACGGUCUAGUCUCCUUCCAGUACGUCUAUUCUCCCUGCAGUACAGUCUAGUCCCUCCCUUGCAGUACAGUCUAGUCCGCCCUGCAGUAUCAGUCUAGUCUCCUUCCAGUACAGUCUAGUCUCCCUGCAGUUCCGUCUAGUAGCGUUCACAGGUACAGUUAGUCUCCCUGCGUACUUCUAGUCCUCCCUGCAUAGACUCCCUUCAUACAGUCUAGUCUCCUGCAGUACAGUCUAGUCUCCCUGCAGUACAGUCUAUUUCUUCCGUACAGUAUCUCUCCCUGCCGUAACAUUCUGUCUCCUUGCAGUACAGUCUAGUCUCCCUGCAGUACAGUCUAUUUUCCCUGCAGUACAGUCUAGUCUCAAAAAGCAGUCUCUGCAGUCACCAGUCGAGUCUCCCGGCAUUACAUCUAGUCUCCCUCAGUACAAGUCUAUCCUCCCGCAGUACCAGUCUAGUCUCCCUGCAGUCAGUCUAUUCUCCUUCCAGUACAGUCUAGUCUCCCUGCAGUACAGUCUAGUCUCCUUCCAGUACAGUCUUGUCUCCCUGGCAGUACAGUCUAGUUCUCGCCUUCAGUGCAGUCUAUUCUCCUCCGUACAGUCAGUCUCGUUCCAGUACAGCAGUCUUAGUCUCCCUGCCAGUACAGUCUAGUCUCCUUCCCGUACAGUAUUCUCCCUGCAAGUACAAGUCUUUCUUCCUUUCAGUACAGUCUUGUCUCCUGCAGUACAGUCUAGUUUCCCUGCAAUACAGUCUAGUCUCUCUUCAGUAAAGUCUAGUCCUCCCUGCAGUACAGUCUGUCUCCCUGCAGUGCGUCUAAGUAUCCUUCCAGUACAGUCUGUCUCCUUCAUUACAGUCUAGACUCCCUUCAAGUCCAGUCUAGUCUCCCCUGCAGUACAUCUAUCUCCCUGCAGUGGCCGUCUAGUCUUCUUCCGUACAGUCAAGUCCCCCUUCAGUACAAUCUAUUCUCUUCCUUCCAGUACAGUCUAGUCUCCCUGCAGUACAGUCUAGCUCCUUGCAGUACCGUCUCUCCCGACAGUACAGUCUAGUUCCCUUGCAGUACAGUCUCCUAACAGUUACCGUCCCUAGUCUCCCUCAGACAGUCCUAGUCUCCUUGAAGUACAGUCUAUCCCCCUGCGUACAGUCCUCUCUGCAUUACAGUCUAAUUCUCCUUGCAGUACAGUCUAGUCCUCCCUGCAGUGCAGUCUAGUCUCCUUUCAGUACAGCUAUAGUUCUCCCUGCAGUACAGUCGAGUCUCCCUGCAGUGCAGUCUAGUUUCCUUCUCCAUACAGUGCUAUUCUCCCUGCAGUACAGUCUACGGGCCUCCUUGCAGUCAGUCUAGUCUCCUUCCUGUACAGUCUAGUCUUCUUGCAGUACAGUAUAGUCUUCUUGCAGUACAGGUCUAGUCUCCAUGCAGGGGCAGUCUAAGUCUCCUUCCAGUACCAGUCCUAGUCUCCUGCAGUUACAGUCAGUCCGAUUCAGUACAGCUAGUCUUCCGUUGCAGUACAGUCAGUCUCCCUGCAGUCCAUUCUAGUCUCCAUGCAGUCAGUCUAGUCCUCCCUUCAGUACAUUCUGUCUCCUUCAGUACAGUCUAGGUCUCCCUGCAGUAAGUCUAGUCUCCUGAGUACGUCUAUCUCCCUACAGUACAGUCUAAGUCUCCUGCAGUACAGUAUAGUCUCCCUGCGUACAGUCUAUCUCCCUGCAAGGACUUCUAGUCCUCCCUGCAGUCAUUCUAGUCUCCCUGCAGUCCUUCUAGUCUCUCUACAGUACAGUCUAGUCUCGCCCUGCAGUACAGUCUAGUCUCCCUGCAGUACAUUCUCUCUCCCUUGCAGUAACCAUUCUAGUCUCCCUACAACAGUCCUAUUCUCCCUGCAGUAAAGUCUGUCUCCCUGCCGUACAAGUCUCCCUACGUACAUUCUAGUCUCCCUGCAGUAGCAUCUAUCUCCCUGCAUUAAAGUCCUAGUUACUCGUUCGAGUACAGUCUAGUCUCCCUGAGUAACGUCCCUAGUCUCCCUGCAAGUAGACUCUCCUUCCAGUACAGUCUAGCUCCCCUGCAGUACAGUCCCCUAGUCAUCCCCUGCAGUACAGUCUAGUUUCCUGCCGUUACCGUAUAGUCCUCCUCCUCCCUGCAGUUACGUCUAGUCCCUCCUUGCAGUACGUCUAGUCUCCCUGCGUACAGUCUAGUUUGCCUCCCCCUGCAGUACAGUCUAGUCUCUCUGCAGUAAACAGUCUAUUCUCCCUGCAGUACAGUCUAUCUUCCCUGCGUACAGUCUAGUCUCCCUCAUACAGUCUAGUCCCUCCUGCAGUCAAUUCUAGUCUCCUUCCAGUACCGUCUAGUCUCCUUGCAGUAAGUCUGUCUCCUUCCAUUACGUCCCUUGUCCCCUCCCUGCAGUAUAGUCUAGUCUCCCUCAGUGCAGUCUAGUCUCCUUCCAGUAACAGUCUAGUCUCCCUGCAGUCCAGUCUAGUUCUCCCUCAGUACGGCUAUAGUCUCCUGCCGUACCCGUAAUAGUCUCCCUGCAGUACAGUUUUUCUCCUGCAGGACAGUCCCUAGUCUCCCUGCAGUACAGUCGAGUUUUCCUGCAGUACAGUCUAGUCUCCUCUGCAUACAGUCUAGUCUCCCUUCAGUACAGUAUAGUCUCCUGCAGUGCAGUCUAGUCCUCCUUCCGUACAGUCUAGUCUCCUUCCAUCAGUCUAGGACUGCCCUGCAGUACAGUCUAGUCUCCCUCAGUACAGUCUAGUCUCCCUUCAGUGCAGUCUAGUCUCUUCCAGUACAAGUCCAAGUUCUCCCUGCAGUACAAUCUAGUCUCUUCCAGUACAGUCCCUAGUCUCCCGGCAGUACAGUCUAGUCCCCCCUUGCAGUACAGUCUCCCGACAGUACAGUCUAUUUUUCCUCCCUGCAGUACAGUCCUCCCUACCGUACAUCCUAUAGUCUCCCUACAGUACAGUCUAGUCCUCCUUGCAGUACAGUCCUAUUCCCUGCAGUACAGUCUCUCUGCAGUAAGUCUACGUCUCCUUGCAGUACAGUCCUAUCUCCUGCAGUGCAGUCCUAAGGCUCCUUCCAGUACAGUCUACUAGUCUCCUUCCAGUACAGUCUAGACCCCCUGCAGUACAUUCCCUAGUCCCUCCCCUGCAGUACAGUAUUAGUCUCCUCCUGCAUUGCAGUCUAGAGUCUCCUUCCAGUACAGGCAGUUCUGCAGUACAAUCUAGUCUCCUUCCAGUACAGUCUAGUCUCCUGCAGUACAGUCUCCCUACGUACAGUCUAGUUUCCCUGCAGUACAGUCUCCCUACAGUACAGUCAGUCCCCACAUACAGUCUAGUCCUCCUUGCAGUACAGCUAGACUCCCUUCAGUACAGUCUAGUCCUCCCUGCAUUACAGUCUACGUCUCCCUGCAGUGCAUCUAGUUUCCUUCCAGUACAGUCUAUCCCUGCAGUACAGUCUAGUCUCCUUGCCGUACAGUCUAUUCUCCCCUUCCUGUACAUUCUAGUCCUUCUUGCAGUACAGUCUAUCUUCUUGCGUACAGUCUAGUCUCCAAUGCGUGCGUCUAGUCCCUUCCAGUACAGUCUAGUCUCCCUGCCGUACAGUCACUCCUCCGAUGCAGUACAGUCUAGUCUCUUGCGUACAGUCUAGUCUCCCUGCAGUACAUCUAGUCUCCCUGCAGUACGUCGGAGUCUCCCUGCAGUACUUAUAAUUCCCUUCCAGUACAGUCCUAGUCUCCUGCAGUACAGUCUAUUCUCCCUGCAUACAGUCGUCUCCCUACAGUCAGUCUAAUCUCCCUUCCGUACCGUCUAGUCUCCCCUGCAGUACAGUCUAAGUCUCCCUGCGUACAUUCUAGUCUCCCUGCAAGUACAUUCUAGUCUCCCUGCAGUAACAUUCUAGUCCUCCCUACAAGUAGCAGUCUAAUCUCCCUCAGUACAGUCCCUAGUCCUCCCAUCUGCAUUACAUUCUAGUCUCCCUGCAGUACAUUCUAGUCUCCCUACAGUACAGUCUAGUCUCCCUGCAGUACAGUCUAGUCUCCCUGCAGUACAGUCUCCCUACAGUACAUUCUAGUCUCCCUGCAGUACAGUCUAGUCUCCUGCAGUACAGUCUAGUCUCCCUGCAGUACAUUCUAGUCUCCCUGCAGUACAUUCUAGUCUCCCUGCAGUACAGUCUAGUCCCUGCAGUACAGUCUAGUCUCCCUGCAGUACAGUCUAGUCUCCCUGCAGUACAGUCUAGUCUCCAUGCAGUACAGUCUAGUCUCCAUCCAGUACAGUCUAGUCUCCCUGCAGUACAUUCUAGUCUCCCUGCAGUACAGUCUAGUCUCCCUGCAGUACAGUCUAGGCUCCCUGCAGUACAUUCUAGUCUCCUUGCAGUACAGUCUAGUCUCCCUGCAGUAACAGUCUAGUCUCCCUGACAGUACAGUCUAGUUUCCCUACAGUACAGUCAUCAGUCUCCUUGCAGUACAGUCUAGUCUCCUUGCAGUACAGUCUAGUCUCCCUGCAGUACAGUCUCCCUACAGUACAGUCUAGUCUCCCUACAGUACAGUCUAGUCUCCUUGCAGUACAGUCUCCUUCCAGAACAGUCUAGUCUCCUUGCAGUACAGUCUAGUCUCCUUGCAGUACAGUCUAGUCUCCUUCCAGUACAGUCUAGUCUCCCUGCAGUGCAGUCUAGUCUCCCUGCAGUGCAGUCUAGUCUCCUUCCAGUACAGUCUAGUCUCCCUGCAGUACAUUCUAGUCUCCCUGCAGUACAUUCUAGUCUCCCUGCAGUACAUUCUAGUCUCCCUGCAGUACAGUCUAGUCUCCCUGCAGUACAGUCUAGUCUCCCUGCAGUACAGUCUAGUCUCCCUGCAGUACAGUCUAGUCUCCCUGCAGUACAUUCUAGUCUCCAUCCAGUACAGUCUCCCUGCAGUACAGUCUAGUCUCCUCCCUACAGUCUAGUCUCCCUACAGUACAGUCUAGUCUCCCUACAGUACAGUCUAGUCUCCCUGCAGUACAGUUCCUGGUCUCCCUGCGUCAUUACAGUCUGCUCCCUGCAGUACAGUCCUAGUCUCCCGCAGUACAGUCUAGUCUCCCUGCAGUACAUUCUAGUCCUCCCUGCAGUAACAGUCUAGUGUCCCUGCAGUACAGUCUAGUCUCCCUGCAGUACAGUCUAGUCUCCUUGCAGUACAGUCUAGUCUCCCUGCAGUACAUUCUAGUCUCCCUGCAGUACAGUCUAGUCUCCCUACAGUACAUUCUAGUCUCCUUCCAGUACAGUCUAGUCUCCCUGCAGUACAGUCUAGUCUCCCUGCAGUACAGUCUAGUCUCCCUACAGUACAGUCUAGUCUCCUUCCAGUACAGUCUAGUCUCCCUACAGUACAGUCUAGUCUCCCUAAAGUACAGUCUAGUCUCCCUACAGUACAGUCUAGUCUCCCUGCAGUACUGUCUAGUCAGUCUCCUGCAGUACAUUCUAGUCUCCCUGCAGUACAGUCUAGUCUCCCUGCAGUACAGUCUAGUCUCCCUGCAGUACAGUCUAGUCUCCCUGCAGUACAGUCUAGUCUCCAUGCAGUACAGUCUAGUCUCCUUCCAGUACAGUCUAGUCUCCCUGCAGUACAUUCUAGUCUCCCUGCAGUACAGUCUAGUCUCCCUGCAGUACAGUCUAGUCUCCCCUGCAGAACAUUCUAGUCUCCUUGCAGUACAGUCUAGUCUCCCUGCAGUACAGUCUAGUCUCCCUGCAGUACAGUCUAGUCUCCCUACAGUACAGUCUAGUCUCCCUGCAGUACAGUCUAGUCUCCUUGCAGUACAGUCUAGUCUCCCUGCAGUACAGUCUCCCUACAGUACAGUCUAGUCUCCCUACAGUACAGUCUAGUCUCCUUGCAGUACAGUCUCCUUCCAGAACAGUCUAGUCUCCUUGCAGUACAGUCUAGUCUCCUUGCAGUACAGUCUAGUCUCCUUCCAGUCAUCUAGUCUCGCUGCAGUGCAGUCUAGUCUCCCUGCAGUGUAGUCUAGUCUCCUUCCAGUACAGUCUAGUCUCCCUGCAGUACAUUCUAGUCUCCCUGCAGUACAUUCUAGUCUCCCUGCAGUACAUUCUAGUCUCCCUGCAGUACAGUCUAGUCUCCCUGCAGUACAGUCUAGUCUCCCUGCAGUACAUUCUAGUCUCCAUCCAGUACAGUCUCCCUGCAGUACAGUCUAGUCUCCCUACAGUACAGUCUAGUCUCCCUACAGUACAUUCUAGUCUCCCUGCAGUACAGUCUAGUCUCCCUGCAGUACAUUCUAGUCUCCCUGCAGUACAUUCUAGUGUCCCUGCAGUACAGUCUAGUCUCCUGCCGUACCGUGUAUCCCUCCCUGCAGUACAGUGUAGUCUCCCUGGCAGUCAUCUAGUCCUCCUUGCAGUAUAGUCUAGUCUCCUUGCAGUACAGUCUAGUGCUCGCUGGCUUCAGUACAGGCUCCCUACAGUACCAGUCUAGUCUCCCGGCAGUACAGUCCUAGUCCCCUGCAGUACAGUCCAUUCUCCUUGCAGUACAGUCUAGUCUCCCUGCAGUACAGUCUUCCUACAGUACAGUCUAGUCUCCUUGCAGUACAGUCUCCCUGCAGUACUGUCUAGUCUCCUUCCAGUACAGUCUAGUCUCCUUCCAGUACAGUCUAGUCUCUCCUCCCUUCAUUACAGUCUAGUUCUCCCUGCAGUACAGUCAGUCUCCCUUGCAUUAAAUCCUCCCUGCAGUACAGUCUUAUCCCUUCCUUACAGUCUAUUCUCCUUCCAGUAACCUCUAGUCCCGCCCUUCUACAUCUUAGUCUCCGCAGGUAACAGUCUAGUCUCCUUGCAUACAGUCUAGUCUCCCUGCAGUGCAGUCUAGUCUCCCCUUCGGCAGUCUAGUUCUCUUCCAGUACAGUUUAGUCCCUCCGUGCAGUACAGGUCCCCCCCUAGUCUCCUGCAGUACAGUGUAGUCUCCCUGCAGUACAGUCUAGUCUCCUUGCAGUAGAGCCUAGUCUCCCUGCAGUACAGUCUAGUCUCCAUGCAGUACAUUCUAGUCUCCCUGCAGUACAGUCUAGUCUCCCUGCAGUACAUUCUAGUCUCCUUCCAGUACAGUCUCCCUGCAGUACAGUCUAGUCUCCUAGCAGUACAGUCUAGUCUCCCUACAGUACAGUCUAGUUUUCCUGCAGUACAGUCUAGUCUCCUUCCAGUACAGUCUAGUCUCCUUCCAGUACAGUCUAGUCUCCCUUCAGUACAGUCUAGUCUCCCUGCAGUGCAGUCUAGUCUCCUUCCAGUACAGUCUAGUCUCCCUUCAGUACAUUCCAGUAUCCCUGCAGUACAGUCUGGGUCUCCUUCCAGUACAGUCUAGUCUCCCUUCAGUACAGUCUAGUCUCCCUGCAGUACAGUCUAGUCUCCAUGCAGUACAGUAUCCCUGCAGUACAGUCUAGUCUCCCUUUCAGUACAUUUCUAGUAUCCCUGCAGUACAUUCAUUCCCUUCAGUAAGUCUAGUCUCCCUGCAGUACAGUCUAUUCUCCAUGCAGUACAGUCCCCCUGCAGUACAGUCUAGUCUCCCUUCAGUCCAUCUAGUCUCCCUGCAGUAGAGUCUGUCUCCCUGCAGUAUACAUCUAGUCUCCCUGCAGUACAUUCUAGUCUCCUUCCAUUACAGUCUCCCUACAGUACAGUCUAGUCUCCCUACAGUACAGUCUAGUUUCCCUGCAGUACAGUCAAGUCUCCUUCCAGUACAGUCUAGUCUCCCUGCAGUGCCGUCCUAGUCGUCCUUCCAGUACAGUCUGUCUCCCUGCAAGUCAGUCUCGUAUCCCUGCAGUACAGUCUAGUCUCCCUGAAGUACAGUCCUGAGUCUCCCUGCAUACAGUCUAGUCCUCCUUCAUACCGUCUAGUCUCCCUGCAGUACAGUCUAGUCUCCUCCCCUGGCAGUACAUCUAGUCUCCCUGCAGUACAUUCUAGUCUCCCUGCAGUACAAGUCUCGUAUCCCUGCAGUACAGUCUAGUCUCCCUGCGUACAGUCAGUCUCCUUCCAGUACGUCUAGUCUCCCUGCAGUACAGUCUUAACCCUGCAGUACUUCUAGUCUCUCCCUGCAGUACAGUCUGGUCUCCUCCAGUACAGUCUAGUCUCCCUGCAGUACAGUUUUAGUCUCCUUCCAGUACAGUCUAGUCUCCUCCCUGCAGUACAGUCUAGUCUCCCGCAGUGCAUUCUAGUCCUCCUUCAAGUACAAGUCUAGUCUCCCUGGCAGUACAGUCUAGUCUCCUGCAGUACAGUCUAGUCUCCCUUCCAGUAGACUCUCCUCCAGCACAGUUCUAGUCUCCCCUGCAGUACGUCUAGUCUCCCUGCAAGUACAGUCUAGUUUUCCUUCCCGUACAGUAUAGUCUCCCUGCACUACGUCCUAAGCUCCUGCAGUACAGUCUAGUCUUCCUGCAGUAAACAGUCUAGUUCCCUGCAGUACAGUCUAGUCUCUCUGCAGUACAGUCUAGUCUCCCUGCAGUACAGUCUAGUCUCCCUGCAGUACAGUCUAGUCUCCCUGCAGUACAGUCUAGUCUCCCUGCAGUACAGUCUAGUCUCCUUCCAGUACAGUCUAGUCUCCCUGCAGUACAGUCUAGUCUCCUUCCAGUACAGUCUUGUCUCCCUGCAGUACAGUCUAGUCUCCCUGCAGUGCAGUCUAGUCUCCUUCCAGUACAGUCUAGUCUCCCUGCAGUACAGUCUAGUCUCCCUGCAGUACAGUCUAGUCUCCUUCCCGUACAGUAUAGUCUCCCUGCAGUACAGUCUAUUCUCCUUGCAGUACAGUCUAGUCUCCCUGCAGUACAGUCUAGUUUCCCUGCAGUACAGUCUAGUCUCUCUGCAGUACAGUCUAGUCUCCCUGCAGUACAGUCUAGUCUCCCUGCAGUGCAGUCUAGUCUCCUUCCAGUACAGUCUAGUCUCCUUCCAGUACAGUCUAGACUCCCUGCAGUACAGUCUAGUCUCCCUGCAGUACAGUCUAGUCUCCCUGCAGUGCAGUCUAGUCUUCUUCCAGUACAGUCAAGUCUCCCUGCAGUACAAUCUAGUCUCCUUCCAGUACAGUCUAGUCUCCCUGCAGUACAGUCUAGUCUCCUUGCAGUACAGUCUCCCGACAGUACAGUCUAGUUUCCCUGCAGUACAGUCUAGUCUCCUUCCAGUACAGUCUAGUCUCUCUACAGUACAGUCUAGUCUCCCUACAGUACAGUCUAGUCUCCUUGCAGUACAGUCUAGACUCCCUUCAGUAGAGUCUAGUCUCCCUGCAGUACAGACUAGUCUCCCUGCAGUGCAGUCUAGUCUCCUUCCAGUACAGUCUCCCUGCAGUACAGUCUAGUCUCCCUGCAGUACAGUCUAGUCUCCUUCCCGUACAGUCUAGUCUCCCUGUAGUACAGUCUAGUCUCCUUGCAGUACAGUCUCCCGACAGUACAGUCUAGUUUCCCUGCAGUACAAUCUAGUCUCCUUCCAGUACAGUCUAGUCUCCCUGCAGUACAGUCUAGUCUCCUUGCAGUACAGUCUCCCGACAGUACAGUCUAGUUUCCCUGCAGUACAGUCUAGUCUCCUUCCAGUACAGUCUAGUCUCCCUACAGUACAGUCUAGUCUCCCUACAGUACAGUCUAGUCUCCUUGCAGUACAGUCUAGACUCCCUUCAGUACAGUCUAGUCUCCCUGCAGUACAGACUAGUCUCCCUGCAGUGCAGUCUAGUCUCCUUCCAGUACAGUCUAGUCUCCCUGCAGUACAGUCUAGUCUCCCUGCAGUACAGUCUAGUCUCCUUCCCGUACAGUCUAGUCUCCCUGCAGUACAGUCUAGUCUCCUUGCAGUACAGUCUAGUCUCCCUGCAGUACAGUCUAGUUUCCCUGCAGUACAGUCUAGUCUCCCUGCAGUGCAGUCUAGUCUCCUUCCAGUACAGUCUAGUCUCCUUCCAGUACAGUCUAGACUCCCUGCAGUACAGUCUAGUCUCCCUGCAGUACAGUUUAGUCUCCCUGCAUUGCAUUCUAGUCUCCUUCCAGUACAGGCAAGUCUCCCUGCAGUACAAUCUAGUCUCCUUCCAGUACAGUCUAGUCUCCCUGCAGUACAGUCUCCCUACAGUACAGUCUAGUCUCCCUACAGUACAGUCUAGUCUCCUUGCAGUACAGUCUAGACUCCCUUCAGUACAGUCUAGUCUCCCUGCAGUACAGUCUAGUCUCCCUGCAGUGCAGUCUAGUUUCCUUCCAGUACAGUCUAGUCUCCCUGCAGUACAGUCUAGUCUCCUUGCAGUACAGUCUAGUCUCCUUCCUGUACAGUCUAGUCUUCUUGCAGUACAGUCUAGUCUUCUUGCAGUACAGUCUAGUCUCCAUGCAGUGCAGUCUAGUCUCCUUCCAGUACAGUCUAGUCUCCCUGCAGUACAGUCUAUUCUCGAUGCAGUACAGUCUAGUCUUCUUGCAGUACAGUCUAGUCUCCCUGCAGUACAUUCUAGUCUCCCUGCAGUACAGUCUAGUCUCCCUGCAGUACAUUAUAGUCUCCUUCCAGUACAGUCUAGUCUCCCUGCAGUACAGUCUAGUCUCCCUGCAGUACAGUCUAGUCUCCCUACAGUACAGUCUAGUCUCCCUGCAGUACAGUCUAGUCUCCCUGCAGUACAGUCUAGUCUCCCUACAGUACAUCUAGUCUCCCUGCAGGAAAGCCAUCUCCCUGCAGUACAUUCUAGUCUCCCUACAGUACAUCUAGUCUCCCUGCAGUACAUUCUAGUCUCCCUGCAGUACAGUCUAGUCUCCUGCAGUACAGUCUAGUCUCCCUGCAGUACAUUCUAGUCUCCCUGCAGUACAGUCUAGUCUCCUUGCAGUACAUUCUAGUCUCCCUGCAGUACAGUCUAGUCUCCCUGCAGUACAGUCUAGUCUCCCUGCAGUACAGUCUAGUCUCCCUGCAGUACAGUCUAGUCUCCCUGCAGUACAGUCUAGUCUCCCUGCAGUACAGUCUAGUCUCCCUGCAGUACAGUCUAGUCUCCCUGCAGUACAGUCUAGUCUCCUUGCAGUACAGUACUUGCAAAUUGACUUACCAUAGGGGCUUGGGAAUACCAUUACAUAAAGUAGGCACCUAUUUAGUCUGAAAAAAUGUGUCGUCAAAUUGACUUUAGACAGAUGACAAAGUUGUCAAUAGCUAGCAAAGUUAGUCAAAAAUAGCUAGCAAUGCUAACGUUAGCUAUUAUCCAGUGGUCUCCCCUCAAUCUUAGCUAGCUAGCUAACAUUAUACUGCAUUUAAAGUCAAUCUGGCGCCAUCAAAAUUAUGACAAAAGGUUUUCCUACUAAUUAUUUGCCUCCUUUGGAAACGUCAUCGUGUCUUCAAGCCACAGUAAUGAACUUUAGACCAACUCUUCAUCAGCGGCCAAUGGGGAUGCGUUGAGUAGAAUGUUCAGUGGGCCAUCAAACCUAAAACGAACGUCCAAAACAUCAAACCUAAAACGAACGUCCAAAACAAUAUUGUGACGAAACUUGCAAUCCAUGAAUAGUGAUGCUUUUGACACCAAGCAAACCUGUUCAAAUAAGCAACAAUGGGACAAACUACUUUUUACAUUUUAUUUGUCUAUAUUUCUGCCAUAUAUGUCUUAAAAAUCCAUGUCAACAUAUUUAUCAAGAUAUAUAUAUAUAUAUAUAUAUAGUCUGUAAAAGGCAGAUAUUUCUAAAUAAUGUGUCAUCAAAAAGAAUACAGUAUAUUACACAAAACUAGAGGGUUUAAAUACACACUCAAAUAUUACAUUUCUACAAAAAGCUAACCAUAAAUAACAUCACAUUAUAUGCAGGUACUUUACUUAAAUCAGUACAUGUCCUCAUCACUAGUUUCAUGUAGCUUUUCUAGAAAAUUCAUUAUCAUACAAACUGAUAAAUCAUACAAGUCUGAGAAGACAUUUGAGAGACAUUGAGACACCUCUUAUUGGGGACGAGAAAGUUUAUCGCGUUUUCAAUAACCCUCAUAUUUGGAGGACUGUUUAUGGAAGCUUGUGCAUGUCACACCCUGGCUCUGGGACUCUAUUUGUUGAGCCAGGGUGUGUUUAUUCUAUGUGUUAUAUGUUUAUGUUGGGGGUUCUAGUUUGUUGAUUUUCUAUGUUUGCCUGAGUGACUCCCAAUCAGAGGCAACGAGUGUCAGCUGUUGGCUGGUUGUCUCUGAUUGGGAGCCAUAUUUAACUGUCUGUUUUUCCCUUUGUGUUUGUGGGUUUUUGUUCCGUGUUCGGUCAUUGUUACCGUGGACUUCACGAGUCGUUUCUUGUUUUGUUUAUUGUUUCUAUUAUCACUAAAGAUAAUAAAGUUAACCAUGUUCGUUCAUCACGCUGCGCAUUGGUCUCUCCCUGACGAUCGUGAUAGAAAAACCCACCGUACCAGGACCAAGCAGCGUGUCCAGGAACAGGCAGACUGGACAUGGGAGGAAGAGCCGGGAAAGGAGAUGGAGAGGCUGGCGAUGGCCCAGGUGGGCAAAUCGUGGUCCUGGGAGGACAUGCUCGGGGGCAAAGGGCCAUGGGCAAGGAUUAAGGCCCUGGCGAGAGAGGAGCAGCGGCGUCAGCAGUGUCAUCGUCGGAAGGACGAGAGGCAACCCCAAAACAUUUUUAGGGGGGGGCACACGGCAUGGGCGGCUGGGCAGCAGGAGGCUGCCACAGGGCGAUUUGGAGAGAAGGCCACCGGGUUUGGGGGGCCAGAAGGCAGGUUGGCGGAGCCUGGAUGGAGAGCGGAACCAACGUCCCGUACUCAGGCAUGGCAGCAUGGGACGGGGCAGGUUCCGCGGUAUGCGGAGCGGCGUACUGUGCCACGAGUGGUCCGGCAUAGUCCUGUACGUCCUGUGCGAGCACCCCGCACGUGUCGUGCGAAGGUGGGUAUGCAGCCAGGACGGAGUGUGCCGGCUCAACGCUCGUGGUCUCCAAUGCCUCUCCGCGGUCCCGGAUAUCCUGCUCCAGUGUCACGUGCUGUUAUGCCAGUACGGGUACACAGCCCUGUACGUCCUGUGCGGAUGCCUCACACAGAGUGUGUGAAGGUAGGCAUUCAGCCAGGACGGGUUGUGGCCGCUCUUCACUCCAGGUCUCCUAUCCGUCUCCACAGCCCGGUUCGGCCUGUCCCUGCUCCACGCACCAAGACUACGGUGUGCGUCGCCAGCCCGGUCCGGCCUGUCCCUGCUCCACGCACCAAGCCUACGGUGCGCGUCGCCAGCCCGGCCCGGCCUGUUCCUGCCACUCGCACCAAGUCUACGGUGCGCGUCGCCAGCCCGGCCCGGCCUGUUCCUGCCACUCGCACCAAGUCUACGGUGCGCGUCGCCAGCCCGGCCCGGCCUGUUCCUGCCACUCGCACCAAGCCAGGGGUGCGAGUCGUCAGCCUGGUCCAGCCCGUUCCUGCCACUCGCACCAAGCCAGGGGUGCGAGUCGUCAGCCUGGUCCAGCCCGUUCCUGCUACUCGCACCAAGCCAGGGGUGCGAGUCGUCAGCCUGGUCCAGCCCGUUCCUGCCACUCGCACCAAGCCAGGGGUGCGAGUCGUCAGCCUGGUCCAGCCCGUUCCUGCUACUCGCACCAAGCCAGGGGUGCGAGUCGUCAGCCUGGUAAGGCCCGUCGCUGCUCCACGCACCAAGCCAGGGGUGCGAGUCGUCAGUCCGGUGAGGCCCGUUCCGGCUCCACGCACCAAGCCAGGGGUGCGCAUCGUCAGCCCGGUCCGGCCCGUUGCUGCUCCAUGCACCAAGCCAGGGGUGCGAGUCGUCAGUCCGGUGAGGCCCGUUCCGGCUCCACGCACCAAGCCAGGGGUGCGUAUCGUCAGCCCGGUCCGGCCCGUUGCUGCUCCACGCACCAAGCCAGGGGUGCGCAUCGUCAGCCAGGUCCGGUCCUUUCCUGCCUCACGCACCAAGCCAGGGGUGCGCGUCGUCUGUCCGGCACAACCCGUGCCUGGGUCACCGGUGCCUAACCAGGUACCGGUCAACGGCUCCACUACGGAGCUGAAGCUAACCGCUCCUGCUACGUCCAGUCCAGCUCCAGCCAGCGGGGCCAGACCGGACCAGGGGCGCUAUGGGGGGUUUGUUGGAGGGUGGUGGGCAAGGCCGGAGCCAGAACCGCCGCCGAGGAGGUAUGCCCACCCAGCCCUCCCCUGUUUUGCUCUUAUUGAGGCGCGGUGCAUGUCACACCCUGGCUCUGGGACUCUAUUUGUUGAGCCAGGGUGUGUUUAUUCUAUGUGUUAUAUGUUUAUGUUGGGGGUUCUAGUUUGUUGAUUUUCUAUGUUUGCCUGAGUGACUCCCAAUCAGAGGCAACGAGUGUCAGCUGUUGGCUGGUUGUCUCUGAUUGGGAGCCAUAUUUAACUGUCUGUUUUUCCCUUUGUGUUUGUGGGUUUUUGUUCCGUGUUCGGUCAUUGUUACCGUGGACUUCACGAGUCGUUUCUUGUUUUGUUUAUUGUUUCUAUUAUCACUAAAGAUAAUAAAGUUAACCAUGUUCGUUCAUCACGCUGCGCAUUGGUCUCUCCCUGACGAUCGUGACAGUGCAUGUAUUUGGUGUAGACGUGGGUAACGUAGUGAAUUUGCUGACACAACUGGGUUCCUUUUGUCCUUGUGAUAUAAUGUGAGAAAAUGACAAAUGACUGGAUUCAAACCGAUUCAAGCUAGAUCCUCUUGAUAGUUAAAGGUAAUUUCCUAUAGAGCCGACAUAUGCAGUUGUCACGACUUCCGCCGAGGCUGCCCCUCCUCCUGGUUCGGGCAGGCUUCGGCGUUCGUCGUCACCGGAGUACUAGCUACUGCCGAUCGCAUUCUCAUCACUCCACUUGUCAUGUCUUGUCAAUCACGCACACCUGGUGCUCAUUCCCCUAAUUAGUAUGUGUAUAAGUGUUCCCUCUGUUCCCCUUGUCUUUGUGAGUGAUUGUUGAGUGUGAGAGCGAGUAGCUCGGUCGAGCUACUCUUCAUGUUGUACUCGCCUAGAAGGAAGGUUUUCCCUUGGUAUAGUUUCGUUUUCACGCUGGGAGCGUUCGAUUUAUGUAAAAGGAAUAAACUCUGGACUUCGGUGUUUUACCUCUGUAUUUCAUACCUCGUCACAGCAGUGUUUACUGUGAAUGCUAACCUCCGCUAACGGGUGAACACUGCCUUUAUAAUGUGCCAAACAGGGGCUAUCUGAUGAAAUCCCCGGGCCAAUAUCUUUUCACCUCAAUGAACGGUGAGAAGAUCAGAGAACACACCAAAGUAAGGACCACCAAACCUUACAGGAGAUACUAGAGAGGAACGGACAUUGUUUCAGGAUGUCCCCUGAUGACUUAUUAAAGCUGGAAGCUAUUUGAUAUUUUCCAAGAUGGAGAUGUUUAGAUCACAAUUUUGUCAGUGUGUGUGUGUGUGUGUGUGUGUCUGUGUGUGGGCGACUAGUAUUGUUUGUAACAACUGACAAAGUGAAAUAUAAACUUUUCCCCAGAACUGUUUGAUGUUGGGGGUUCACCGGAGUGUCUGAAGUCAGGGUACGCCUAAAUGGCUGCCUAUACAUGGAUUGUUUAUGGCUCUUUAGGCCUAGAUUCCAUCUGUAGCGCUGAACAUCUACUCUAUAGUAAUUUUUCGAUUGAGCCCCGUGCCCAAGGACUCUAAGAUAACCUGCCUAAAUGACUACCGACCCGUAGCACUGACAUCUGUAGCCAUGAAGUGCUUUGAAAGGCUGGUCAUGGCUCACAUCAACAGCAUUAUCCCAGAAACCCUAGACCCACUCCAAUUUGCAUACCGCCCCAACAGAUCCACAGAUGAUGCAAUCUCUAUUGCACUCCACACUGCCCUUUCCCACCUGGACAAGAGGAACACCUACGUGAGAAUGCUAUUCAUUGACUACAGCUCAGCGUUCAACACCAUAGUGCCCUCAAAGCUCAUCACUAAGCUAAGGAUCCUGGGACUAAACACCUCCCUCUGCAACUGGAUCCUGGACUUCCUGACGGGCCGCCCCCAAGUGGUAAGGGUAGGUAACAACACAUCUGCCACACUGAUCCUCAACACGGGGGCCCCUCAGGGGUGCGUGCUCAGUCCCCUCCUGUACUCCCUGUUCACCCAUGACUGCAUGGCCAGGCACGACUCCAACACCAUCAUUAAGUUUGCCGACGACACAACAGUGGUAGGCCUGAUCACCGACAACGAUGAGACAGCCUAUAGGGAGGAGGUCAGAGACCUGGCCGUGUGGUGCCAGGACAACAACCUCUCCCUCAACGUGACCAAGACAAAGGAGAUGAUUGUGGACUACAGGAAAAAAAAGAGGACUGAGCACGCCCCCAUUCUCAUCGACGGGGCUGUAGUGGAACAGGUUGAGAGCUUCAAGUUCCUUGGUGUCCACAUCACCAACGAACUAUCAUGGUCCAAACACACCAAGACAGUCGUGAAGAGGGCACGACAAAGCCUAUUCCCCCUCAGGAGACUGAAAAGAUUUGGCAUGGGUCCUCAGAUCCUCAAAAAAUUCUACAGCUGCACCAUCGAGAGCAUCCUGACUGGUUGCAUCACCGCCUGGUAUGGCAACUGCUUGACCUCCGACCGCAAGGCACUACAGAGGGUAGUGCGUACGGCCCAGUACAUCACUGGGGCCAAGCUUCCUGCCAUCCAGGACCUCUAUACCAGGCGGUGUCAGAGGAAAGCCCUCAAAAUUGUCAAAGACUCCAGCCACCCUAGUCAUAGACUGUUCUCUCUGCUACCGCACGGCAAGCGGUACCGGAGUACCAAGUCUAGGUCCAAAAGACUUCUCAACAGCUUUUACCCCCAAGCCAUAAGACUCCUGAACAGCUAAUCAUGGCUACCCUGACUAUUUGCACUGCCCCCCCACCCCAUCCUUUUACGCUGCUGCUACUCUGUUAAUUAUUUAUGCAUAGUCACUUUAACUCUGCCCACAUGUACAUAUUACUUCAACUACCUCAACUAGCCGGUGCCCCCGCACAAUGACUCUGCACCGGUACCCCCCUGUAUAUAUAGCCUCCCUACUGUUAUUUUAUUUUACUUCUGCUCUUUUUUUCUCAACACUUUUUUUGUUGUUGUUUUAUUUUUACUUUUUUGUUAAAAAUAAAUGCACUGUUGGUUAAGAGCUGUAAGUAAGCAUUUCACUGUAAUGUCUGCACCCGUUGUAUUCGGCGCAUGUGGCCAAUACAAUUUGAUUUGAUUUGAUUUGACAUAUGUAGCAUUUACCAUGAAUGCAGUCUCCACGAAUGCGUGAACAUACAACUAUAGCGCUGAUCUUCAAGGCAACGGAUUUAAUCUAGCCCUUCAUAUAAUCUAGCCCUUCAUAUAAUCUAGCCCUUCAUAUAAUCUAGCCCUUCAUUUAAUCUAGCCCUUCAUUUAAUCUAGCCCUUCAUAUAAUCUAGCCCUUCAUAUAAUCUAGCCCUUCAUAUAAUCUAGCCCUUCAUAUAAUCUAGCCCUUCAUAUAAUCUAGCCCUUCAUAUAAUCUAGCCCUUCAUAUAAUCUAGCCCUUCAUUUAAUCUAGCCCUUCAUAUAAUCUAGCCCUUCAUAUAAUCUAGCCCUUCAUUUCUUAAUGAAUUUGCUGGUCAUUGUAAAGAAACAUCGCUUUCAAAAUGUACUGUUCGAUUAUGAUGCAUUUGAUAAUGGAGUUUAAAACAGGACAAUAAAUGAUUAAUUAAGAGGGCACCCUUAGAGAGACUGAGCUGUUGUAUGUAAGCAUUUACGUUGCUGUUUGACAACUGCUUUGGAAUUGGGAGAAAAACCUUAAGACAUAGCUCCUGUAUAUGAUGUUGUUGCAGUGAGUGGGAUUGGUUCCACUCCAAUAGAAGGCUUUUCAUUUAACUACUGUAGUUUUAAAGGUUCCAAUCAGCAUUAUAUCAUUUGAAUCACCCAGUAUUGGCCCUGGUUCAACAGCAGACUGCCAGUGACCUGUGUGGAUGUAUUUACCUUCUGCAAGGCCUGCAGUGACUGGCCUCUGUGUUCCCCCAACCCCAGCCUUGCCAGAUUACUUUUUGGCUGGUCUGAUGUGGGAUUUUUCAAAUUAUGAUUUUUCCAACUGACACUACAUAUUUUGUAAUUAAAAUGUCCCUAGGACAUUUAACACUAAACAGCCACCGAAAUUAGAUGUUUGGAGGGAAUGACGGUGAUUUUCAAUGUCUGUCAAUGUCUGCUUUGAAAAACAAAACCUUUUAGAUCAUCUCCAAGUUGGAAAAAAUACAGGAAUUACAUUCAAAUCAGUUAUAAUAGAGCAUCAAAUCAUACAUCCUUAUUUCACUUGUUCGAUUCAAACACCUAGCCUUCAGAGUCAUACUAGACUCCCUGAAGCUCCGCUCUUGUCAGAUAUAUAUUUUUGUCUGUGUCAUCACCUCUCAAAUUCCGAGAGGAAAACUCGGAUCAGUCUGCUUUCCAACAGACACAGAGACUAAUUCACCUUUCAGCAGGACAAUAAACUAAAACACAAGGCCAAAUAUACAAUGGAGUUGCUUACCAAGACGACAGUGAAUGUUCCUGAGUGGCCGAGUUACAGUUUUGACUUAAAUCGGCUUGAAAAUCUAUGGCAAGACUUGAAAAUGGCUGUCUAGCGAUGAUCCAUUUAGAAAAUAAUAAUGUGCAAAUAUUGAAAGCCCCCCCAGGUAUUUUUUGUAUUUCAUUUUCAACAAAUUUGCCCAAAAAUCUACAAACAAGUUUUCACUUCAUCUUUAUUUUGUGUAGAUGGGUGAGAAAAACAAUCAAUUUAAUCCAUUUUGAAUUCAGGCUGUAACACAACAAAAUGUGGAAUAAGUCAAGGAGUGUGAAUACUUUCUGAAGGCUUCCCUAACCCUAAUACUGCACUGGUAUUCAUAUCAGAAGUGUUCUUAACUAUAUGACUAUCUUUUAUCUUGUAUUUCUAUUAUUACUCACAAUGGGCCUCAGGAUCUCGUCACGGUGUCUCUGGGCAUUCAAAUUGACGUCGAUCAAAUGCAAUUGUGUUCGUUGUCCGUAGCUUAUGCCUGCCCAUACCAUAACCCCACCGCCACCACGGGGCACUCUGUUCACAACGUUGACAUCAGCAAACAGCUCGCCCACAUGACGCCAUACACGUGGUCUGCGGUUGUGAGGCCGGUUGGACGUACUGCCAAAUUCUCUUAAACGAUGUUGGAGGCGGCUUAUGGUAGAGAAAUUAACAUUCAAUUCUCUGGCAACAGCUCUGGUGGACAUUCCUGCAGUCAGCAUGCCAAUUGCAAGCUCCCUCAAAACUUGAGACAUAUGUGGCAUUGUGUUGUGUGAAAAAACUGCACAUUUUAGAGUGGUCUUUUAUUGUCCCCAGCACAAGGUGCAACUGUGUAAUGAUCAUGCUGUUUAAUCAGCUUCUUGAUAUGCCACACCUGUCAGGUGGAUGGAUUAUCUUGGCAAAUGAGAAAUGCUCACUAACAGGGAUAUAAACAAAUGUGUGCACAACAUUUGAGAGAAAUAAGCUUUUUGUGCGUAUGGAAAAUGUCUAGGAUAUUUUAUUUCAGCUCAUGAAACAUGGGACCAACACUUUACAUGUUGCGUUUAUAUUUUUGGUUCAGUUUGAGGGAAGGGUAUGUUACAGAAUAACCUUUGCAUAUAUUCUUUCAAGAAAGGAACCUUUAGAAAAUAAGCAAAGUAGAUAGGUUUUUACCAAACAAUUUUACAUUGCAAAGUGUAUUCAUUGUUACAUAAUAAGUGUAUUACUUACAUAAUUUACUUUGAUUGGUUGAUUCAGAGUGAAAAAUAUAAAUACCCAACUACACCAUAACAGAACCAUCUAGUGUACAUACCAUCUGUACUCUAUCCACUGAGUAUACAAAACAUUUACAACACUUUCCUAAUAUUGAUACUCACGGGAAACUGUUGAUCAUGAAAGACCCAGCAGCGUGGCAGUUCUUGACACACUCAAACAGGUUCGCCUGGCACCUACUACCAUAACCCGUUCAAAGGCACUUUUGUCUUGCCCAUUCACCCUCUGAAUGACACACAUACACAAUCCAUGUCUCAAUUGUCUCAAGUCUUAAAAAUCCUUCUUUAACCGGUCUCCUCCCCUUCAUCUACACUGAUUGAAGUGGAUUUAACAAGUGACAUCAAUAAGGGAUCAUAGCUUUCACCUGGAUUCACCUGGUCAGUCUAUGUCAUGGAAAGAGCAGGUGUUCUUAAUGUUUUGUACACUCAGUGUAUAUACACAUGUUAGCAGGCGUACAAAGACUAAACAUCUCCUGAAAUAGCUUGGGAUCUGUUCCUUUAGUGUGGACCAGCGCCUUAUACACUCACUGGCCGGUUUAUUGUCCAUUACCGGGUCGGACCCCCCUUUGCAUCCAGAACAGCCUAAAUUCUUCAGGCAUGGAUUCUACAAGUCGGAAACGUUCCACAGGGAUGUUGGUCCAUGCUGACGCGAUGUCAUCACGCAGUUGCUACAGAUUGGACGGCGGUACACCAGCCUGUACCGUUGACACCAGGCUGGAUAGGGCCAUGGACUCAUGCUGCUUACGCCAAAUCCUGACUCUGACAUCAGCAUGACGCAACAGGACCUGGGAUUCGUCAGACCAGGAAACAUUUUUUUCCCCCUCCUCAGUUGUCCAGUGUUGGUGAUGGCGUGCCCACUGGAGCCACUUCUUCUUGUUUUUAGCUGAUAGGAGUGGAACCCGGUGUGGUCGUCUGCCGCUAUAGCCCAUCGGUGACAAGGAACGAUAAAUUGUGCGUUCACUGUACUGCUCCGUUAUUUGUGUGUUUGUGACCCGCCUGUUAGCUUGCACGAUUCUUGCCAUUCUCCUUUGACCUCUCUCAUCAACGAGCUGUUUUCACCCACGGGACUACAACUGACUGGAUGCUUUUUGUCAAUAUUGCCCAUGGGGAGCUAACAUCGCCUGCUCCCAAGCGUUCUCACUACUUAGAAAAACUCAAUAUUGCCCAUGGGGAGCUAACAUCGCCUGCUCCCAAGCGUUCUCACUACUUAGAAAAACUCAAUAUUGUUGGGCUUCCCUCGUGUCCCUUUUCAUAACAGCGCUAGCAGCCACACGAGUGAGUGAGUGAGUGAGCGACUGCUAGCUAGCUACUGACCGGAACAUUAAGCUAGCCAGGAAAAACAAACUGACUAUACAGCUACAAGCAGUGAGUGGAGUUACAAACGGACUAUACUAAACAAGUUAAAUGUCUUACCUGUGAUUUAAAUGUUUUCCACACGCAUAGCUACGUGUAGCCUACUAGGACACUGGUCCCCACAUUUCCCACAUUGAAUAGCCUGGAGCCACAGGGCUCUUCUCGCAGGCUCUAUUUCCCCACAUUUCCCACGUUGAAUAGCCUGGAGCCACAGGGCUCUUCUCGCAGGCUCUAUUUCCCCACAUUUCCCACGUUGAAUAGCCUGGAGCCACAGGGCUCUUCUCGCAGGCUCUAUUUCCCCACAUUUCCCACGUUGAAUAGCCUGGAGCCACAGGGCUCCUCUCGCAGGCUCUAUUUCCCUAUAUUUCCCUACGUGAGAGCAUUGCAGACCAUAGGUCGGGAUUUUUGACCUGGUUACAUUGAACAACACAGCAGCUUUUCGGCAUGUAAUGUUAUUGAUAUUUUACACUGGGGGUCAAUAGAAAAUGAUGUUUGUUUUCCCCAAUUUGUGGGCGUGGUUGAGGGGGAUUCCUUAUUAUUAUGUAAAUAUCAACUCAGAGUAUUGUCCUAUCAUGUAAAUGCAUCAUAAUGCAUAAACCUCAAUGUCCUAACUCUCUAUACACAUGGCUCUGGACCAGCUAGAGACCAUUCCAAACAAGUUCAUUAUUUUAGCUGCAAAGCCUUCGUUGACCCUAUUUUAGGAGAUCGCUGGUCAACAAGUGAAUUGAAGUGAGAUGCAUGUGCAAUCCAUCUCUGAUCUGGUCUAUAGCAGUUAUCUCUGAUGUGGCCUAUACCAGUUAUCUCUGAUGUGGCCUAUACCAGUUAUCUCUGAUGUGGCCUAUACCAGUUAUCUCUGAUGUGGCCUAUACCAGUUAUCUCUGAUCUGGACUAUACCAGUUAUCUCUGAUGUGGCCUAUACCAGUUAUCUCUGAUGUGGCCUAUACCAGUUAUCUCUGAUGUGGCCUAUACCAGUUAUCUCUGAUCUGGACUAUACCAGUUAUCUCUGAUGUGGCCUAUACCAGUUAUCUCUGAUGUGGCCUAUACCAGUUAUCUCUGAUGUGGCCUAUACCAGUUACAGUGAGGGAAGAAAGUAUUUGAUCCCCUGCUGAUUUUGUACGUUUGCCCACUGACAAAGAAAUUAUCAGUCUAUAAUUUUAAUGGUAGGUUUAUUUGAACAGUGAGAGACAGAAUAACAACAAAAAAAUCCAGAAAAACGCAUGUCAAAAAUGUUAUAAAUUGAUUUGCAUUUUAAUGAGGGAAAUAAGUAUUUGACCCCCUCUCAAUCAGAAAGAUUUCUGGCUCCCAGGUGUCUUUUAUACAGGUAACGAGCUGAGAUAAGGAGCACACUCUUAAAGGGAGUGCUCCUAAUCUCAGUUUGUUACCUGUAUAAAAGACACCUGUCCACAGAAGCAAUCAAUCAAUCAGAUUCCAAACUCUCCACCAUGGCCAAGACCAAAGAGCUCUCCAAGGAUGUCAGGGACAAGAUUGUAGACCUACACAAGGCUGGAAUGGGCUACAAGACCAUCCCCAAGCAGCUUGGUGAGAAGGUGACAACAGUUGGUGCGAUUAUUCGCAAAUGGAAGAAACACAAAAUAACUGUCAAUCUCCCUCAGCCUGGGGCUCCAUGCAAGAUCUCACCUCGUGGAGUUGCAAUGAUCAUGAGAACGGUGAGGAAUCAGCCCAGAACUACACGGGAGGAUCUUGUCAAUGAUCUCAAGGCAGCUGGGACCAUAGUCACCAAGAAAACAAUUGGUAACACACUACGCCAUGAAGGACUGAAAUCCUGCAGCGCCCGCAAGGUCCCCCUGCUCAAGAAAGCACAUAUACAGGGCCGUCUGAAGUUUGCCAAUGAACAUCUGAAUGAUUCAGAGGAGAACUGGGUGAAAGUGUUGUGGUCAGAUGAGACCAAAAUCGAGCUCUUUGGCAUCAACUCAACUCGCCGUGUUUGGAGGAGGAGGAAUGCUGCCUAUGACCCCAAGAACACCAUCCCCACCGUCAAACAUGUGGAAACAUUAUGCUUUGGGGGUGUUUUUCUGACAGGACAACUUCACCACAUCAAAGGGACGAUGGACGGGGCCAUGUACUGUCAAAUCUUGGGUGAGAACCUCCUUCCCUCAGCCAGGGCAUUGAAAAUCGGUUGUGGAUGGGUAUUCCAGCAUGACAAUAACCCAAAACACACGGCCAAGGCAACAAAGGAGUGGCUCAAGAAGAGGCACAUUAAGGUCCUGGAGUGGCCUAGCCAGUCUCCAGACCUUAAUCCCAUAGAAAAUCUGUGUAGGGAGCUGAAGUUUUGAGUUGCCAAACGUCAGCCUUGAAACCUUAAUGACUUGGAGAAGAUCUGCAAAGAGGAGUGGAACAAAAUCCCUCCUGAGGUGUGUGCAAAUCUGGUGGCCAACUACAAGAAACCUCUGACCUCUGUGAUUGCCAACAAAGGUUUUGCCACCAAGUACUAAGUCAUGUUUUGCAGAGGGGUCAAAUACUUAUUUCCCUCAUUAAAAUGCAAAUCAAUUUAUAACAUUUUUGACAUGCGUUUUUCUGGAAAAUGUUGUUGUUAUUCUGUCUCUCACUGUUCAAAUAAACCUACCAUUAAAAUUAUAGACUGAUCAUGUCUUUGUCAGUGGGCAAACGUACAAAAUCAGCAGGGGAUCAAAUACUUUUUUCCCUCACUGUAUCUCUGAUGUGGCCUAUACCAGUUAUCUCUGAUGUGGCCUAUACCAGUUAUCUCUGAUCUGGACUAUACCAGUUAUCUCUGAUGUGGCCUAUACCAGUUAUCUCUGAUGUGGCCUAUACCAGUUAUCUCUGAUGUGGCCUAUACCAGUUAUCUCUGAUCUGGACUAUACCAGUUCUCUCUGAUCUGGACUAUACCAGUUCUCUCUGAUCUGGACUAUACCAGUUAUCUCUGAUGUGGCCUAUACCAGUUAUCUCUGAUGUGGCCUAUACCAGUUAUCUCUGAUGUGGCCUAUACCAGUUAUCUCUGAUGUGGCCUAUACCAGUUAUCUCUGAUCUGGACUAUACCAGUUCUCUCUGAUCUGGACUAUACCAAAGCCAUUCUGUGCUGGCCCUCGUAAAGGGAGAAUACAGACCUAUAUCUUUCUGCAGAGAUGAGAUGUAAUGCAAGUGGUGCUGAGUAACUGGUAACUUUCCUGAGUUGAUGAAAUAAAAUAAAAAAAAAUUAAAACACCAAAAAUAAAAACACAAAACAAUGACAGUAUGUCUUUCUUUAAAUAGCAUGACUCCUCUGAGGACAGUGUGUAGAGUCUUUGGUCACAUUUCCCAUGAUGCUUCCUUCUGCGCUACGUUGCUUCGCUGGAACGGAGACGGUAACCGUGGUGACGCUCUACGCCGCCGAGAAGUUAGAUCUGAUAGAAUCUUCUCGUAACUGACGACGCUUCCCGAUGUCACGUUCCUCCCUCGCCGUGCGCCUCUCAAUGGUUAUAGUGUAGUUCUUCCUGUUAGGAAAAAAACAAAAGGCUUUGAGUUCAUCUUCACAUUCAUUACACUUUUAUUUAGACCAGGCAAGUAAUUUUGUUUACGGUGAUGAUUACCCUACAGCUGUCAUGUCUGUAUUCCUAUAGCUGUCAUGUCUGUAUUCCCCCUAUAGCUGUCAUGUCUGUAUUCCCCCUAUAGCUGUCAUGUCUGUAUUCCUAUAGCUGUCAUGUCUGUAUUCCUCCUAUAGCUGUCAUGUCUGUAUUCCCCCUAUAGCUGUCAUGGCUGUAUUCCCCCUAUAGCUGUCAUGUCUGUAUUCCCCCUAUACCUGUCAUGUCUGUAUUCCUAUAGCUGUCAUGUCUGUAUUCCUCCUAUAGCUGUCAUGGCUGUAUUCCCCCUAUAGCUGUCAUGUCUGUAUUCCCCCUAUACCUGUCAUGUCUGUAUUCCUAUAGCUGUCAUGUCUGUAUUCCUAUAGCUGUCAUGUCUGUAUUCCCCCUAUAGCUGUCAUGUCUGUAUUCCCCCUAUAGCUGUCAUGUCUGUAUUCCUCCUAUAGCUGUCAUGUCUGUAUUCCCCCUAUAGCUGUCAUGUCUGUAUUCCCCCUAUAGCUGUCAUGUCUGUAUUCCUCCUAUAGCUGUCAUGUCUGUAUUCCUAUAGCUGUCAUGUCUGUAUUCCUAUAGCUGUCAUGUCUGUAUUCCUAUAGCUGUCAUGUCUGUAUUCCUAUAGCUGUCAUGUCUGUAUUCCCCCUAUAGCUGUCAUGUCUAUAUUCCUAUAGCUGUCAUGUCUGUAUUCCUCCUAUAGCUGUCAUGUCUGUAUUCCCCCUAUAGCUGUCAUGUCUGUAUUCCUCCUAUAGCUGUCAUGUCUGUAUUCCUCCUAUAGCUGUCAUGUCUGUAUUCCCCCUAUAGCUGUCAUGUCUGUAUUCCUCCUAUAGCUGUCAUGUCUGUAUUCCCCCUAUAGCUGUCAUGUCUGUAUUCCUCCUAUAGCUGUCAUGUCUGUAUUCCCCCUAUAGCUGUCAUGUCUGUAUUCCUCCUAUAGCUGUCAUGUCUGUAUUCCUCCUAUAGCUGUCAUGUCUGUAUUCCCCCUAUAGCUGUCAUGUCUGUAUUCCUCCUAUAGCUGUCAUGUCUGUAUUCCUCCUAUAGCUGUCAUGUCUGUAUUCCUAUAGCUGUCAUGUCUGUAUUCCCCCUAUAGCUGUCAUGUCUGUAUUCCCCCUAUAGCUGUCAUGUCUGUAUUCCCCCUAUAGCUGUCAUGUCUGUAUUCCCCCUAUAGCUGUCAUGUCUGUAUUCCCCCUAUAGCUGUCAUGUCUGUAUUCCUCCUAUAGCUGUCAUGUCUGUAUUCCCCCUAUAGCUGUCAUGUCUGUAUUCCCCCUAUAGCUGUCAUGUCUGUAUUCCUCCUAUAGCUGUCAUGUCUGUAUUCCUAUAGCUGUCAUGUCUGUAUUCCCCCUAUAGCUGUCAUGUCUGUAUUCCUCCUAUAGCUGUCAUGUCUGUAUUCCUAUAGCUGUCAUGUCUGUAUUCCCCCUAUAGCUGUCAUGUCUAUAUUCCUAUAGCUGUCAUGUCUGUAUUCCCCCUAUAGCUGUCAUGUCUGUAUUCCUCCUAUAGCUGUCAUGUCUGUAUUCCUAUAGCUGUCAUGUCUGUAUUCCUCCUAUAGCUGUCAUGUCUGUAUUCCCCCUAUAGCUGUCAUGUCUGUAUUCCUCCUAUAGCUGUCAUGUCUCUAUUCCCCCUAUAGCUGUCAUGUCUGUAUUCCCCCUAUAGCUGUCAUGUCUGUAUUCCUCCUAUAGCUGUCAUGUCUGUAUUCCCCCUAUAGCUGUCAUGUCUGUAUUCCUCCUAUAGCUGUCAUGUAUGUAUUCCUAUAGCUGUCAUGUCUGUAUUCCCCCUAUAGCUGUCAUGUCUGUAUUCCUCCUAUAGCUGUCAUGUCUGUAUUCCCCCUAUAGCUGUCAUGUCUGUAUUCCCCCUAUAGCUGUCAUGUCUGUAUUCCCCCUAUAGCUGUCAUGUCUGUAUUCCUCCUAUAGCUGUCAUGUCUGUAUUCCCCCUAUAGCUGUCAUGUCUCUAUUCCCCCUAUAGCUGUCAUGUCUGUAUUCCCCCUAUAGCUGUCAUGUCUGUAUUCCUCCUAUAGCUGUCAUGUCUGUAUUCCCCCUAUAGCUGUCAUGUCUGUAUUCCUCCUAUAGCUGUCAUGUCUAUAUUCCUAUAUCUGUCAUGUCUGUAUUCCCCCUAUAGCUGUCAUGUCUGUAUUCCUAUAGCUGUCAUGUCUGUAUUCCCCCUAUAGCUGUCAUGUCUGUAUUCCUCCUAUAGCUGUCAUGUCUAUAUUCCUAUAUCUGUCAUGUCUGUAUUCCCCCUAUAGCUGUCAUGUCUGUAUUCAUAUAGCUGUCAUGUCUGUAUUCCCCCUAUAGCUGUCAUGUCUAUAUUCCUAUAUCUGUCAUGUCUGUAUUCCCCCUAUAGCUGUCAUGUCUAUAUUCCUAUAUCUGUCAUGUCUGUAUUCCCCCUAUAGCUGUCAUGUCUAUAUUCCUAUAUCUGUCAUGUCUGUAUUCCCCCUAUAGCUGUCAUGUCUAUAUUCCUAUAUCUGUCAUGUCUGUAUUCCCCCUAUAGCUGUCAUGUCUGUAUUCCUAUAGCUGUCAUGUCUGUAUUCCCCCUAUAGCUGUCAUGUCUAUAUUCCUAUAUCUGUCAUGUCUGUAUUCCCCCUAUAGCUGUCAUGUCUGUAUUCCUAUAGCUGUCAUGUCUGUAUUCCUCCUAUAGCUGUCAUGUCUAUAUUCCUAUAUCUGUCAUGUCUGUAUUCCCCCUAUAGCUGUCAUGUCUGUAUUCCUAUAGCUGUCAUGUCUGUAUUCCCCCUAUAGCUGUCAUGUCUGUAUUCCUCCUAUAGCUGUCAUGUCUAUAUUCCUAUAUCUGUCAUGUCUGUAUUCCCCCUAUAGCUGUCAUGUCUGUAUUCCUAUAGCUGUCAUGUCUGUAUUCCCCCUAUAGCUGUCAUGUCUGUAUUCCCCCUAUAGCUGUCAUGUCUGUAUUCCUAUAGCUGUCAUGUCUGUAUUCCCCCUAUAGCUGUCAUGUCUGUAUUCCUAUAGCUGUCAUGUCUGUAUUCCCCCUAUAGCUGUCAUGUCUGUAUUCCUCCUAUAGCUGUCAUGUCUGUAUUCCCCCUAUAGCUGUCAUGUCUGUAUUCCUAUAGCUGUCAUGUCUGUAUUCCUCCUAUAGCUGUCAUGUCUGUAUUCCCCCUAUAGCUGUCAUGUCUGUAUUCCUCCUAUAGCUGUCAUGUCUGUAUUCCUAUAGCUGUCAUGUCUGUAUUCCUAUAGCUGUCAUGUCUGUAUUCCCCCUAUAGCUGUCAUGUCUAUAUUCCUAUAGCUGUCAUGUCUGUAUUCCUCCUAUAGCUGUCAUGUCUGUAUUCCCCCUAUAGCUGUCAUGUCUGUAUUCCUCCUAUAGCUGUCAUGUCUGUAUUCCUCCUAUAGCUGUCAUGUCUGUAUUCCCCCUAUAGCUGUCAUGUCUGUAUUCCUCCUAUAGCUGUCAUGUCUGUAUUCCCCCUAUAGCUGUCAUGUCUGUAUUCCUCCUAUAGCUGUCAUGUCUGUAUUCCCCCUAUAGCUGUCAUGUCUGUAUUCCUCCUAUAGCUGUCAUGUCUGUAUUCCUCCUAUAGCUGUCAUGUCUGUAUUCCCCCUAUAGCUGUCAUGUCUGUAUUCCUCCUAUUGCUGUCAUGUCUGUAUUCCUAUAGCUGUCAUGUCUGUAUUCCCCCUAUAGCUGUCAUGUCUGUAUUCCUCCUAUAGCUGUCAUGUCUGUAUUCCUAUAGCUGUCAUGUCUGUAUUCCCCCUAUAGCUGUCAUGUCUAUAUUCCUAUAGCUGUCAUGUCUGUAUUCCUCCUAUAGCUGUCAUGUCUGUAUUCCCCCUAUAGCUGUCAUGUCUGUAUUCCUCCUAUAGCUGUCAUGUCUGUAUUCCUCCUAUAGCUGUCAUGUCUGUAUUCCCCCUAUAGCUGUCAUGUCUGUAUUCCUCCUAUAGCUGUCAUGUCUGUAUUCCCCCUAUAGCUGUCAUGUCUGUAUUCCUAUAGCUGUCAUGUCUGUAUUCCCCCUAUAGCUGUCAUGUCUGUAUUCCUCCUAUAGCUGUCAUGUCUGUAUUCCCCCUAUAGCUGUCAUGUCUGUAUUCCCCCUAUAGCUGUCAUGUCUGUAUUCCUCCUAUAGCUGUCAUGUCUGUAUUCCUAUAGCUGUCAUGUCUGUAUUCCUAUAGCUGUCAUGUCUGUAUUCCCCCUAUAGCUGUCAUGUCUAUAUUCCUAUAGCUGUCAUGUCUGUAUUCCUCCUAUAGCUGUCAUGUCUGUAUUCCCCCUAUAGCUGUCAUGUCUGUAUUCCUCCUAUAGCUGUCAUGUCUGUAUUCCUCCUAUAGCUGUCAUGUCUGUAUUCCCCCUAUAGCUGUCAUGUCUGUAUUCCUCCUAUAGCUGUCAUGUCUGUAUUCCCCCUAUAGCUGUCAUGUCUGUAUUCCUCCUAUAGCUGUCAUGUCUGUAUUCCCCCUAUAGCUGUCAUGUCUGUAUUCCUCCUAUAGCUGUCAUGUCUGUAUUCCUCCUAUAGCUGUCAUGUCUGUAUUCCCCCUAUAGCUGUCAUGUCUGUAUUCCUCCUAUAGCUGUCAUGUCUGUAUUCCUAUAGCUGUCAUGUCUGUAUUCCUCCUAUAGCUGUCAUGUCUGUAUUCCUCCUAUAGCUGUCAUGUCUGUAUUCCUAUAGCUGUCAUGUCUGUAUUCCUAUAGCUGUCAUGUCUGUAUUCCCCCUAUAGCUGUCAUGUCUGUAUUCCCCCUAUAGCUGUCAUGUCUGUAUUCCUCCUAUAGCUGUCAUGUCUGUAUUCCCCCUAUACCUGUCAUGUCUGUAUUCCCCCUAUAGCUGUCAUGUCUGUAUUCCUAUAGCUGUCAUGUCUGUAUUCCCCCUAUAGCUGUCAUGUCUGUAUUCCCCCUAUAGCUGUCAUGUCUGUAUUCCCCCUAUAGCUGUCAUGUCUGUAUUCCCCCUAUAGCUGUCAUGUCUGUAUUCCCCCUAUAGCUGUCAUGUCUGUAUUCCUAUAGCUGUCAUGUCUGUAUUCCCCCUAUAGCUGUCAUGUCUGUAUUCCCCCUAUAGCUGUCAUGUCUGUAUUCCUAUAGCUGUCAUGUCUGUAUUCCCCAUAUAGCUGUCAUGUCUGUAUUCCCCCUAUAGCUGUCAUUCAUGUCUGUAUUCCCCAUAUAGCUGUCAUGUCUGUAUUCCCCCUAUAGCUGCCAUGUCUGUAUUCCCCCUAUAGCUGUCAUGUCUGUAUUCCUCCUAUAGCUGUCAUGUCUGUAUUCCUAUAGCUGUCAUGUCUGUAUUCCCCCUAUAGCUGUCAUGUCUGUAUUCCUCCUAUAGCUGUCAUGUCUGUAUUCCUAUAGCUGUCAUGUCUGUAUUCCUAUAGCUGUCAUGUGUGUAUUCCCCCUAUAGCUGUCAUGUCUGUAUUCCCCCUAUAGCUGUCAUGUCUGUAUUCCCCCUAUAGCUGUCAUGUCUGUAUUCCUAUAGCUGUCAUGUCUGUAUUCCCCCUAUAGCUGUCAUGUCUGUAUUCCCCCUAUAGCUGUCAUGUCUGUAUUCCCCCUAUAGCUGUCAUGUCUGUAUUCCUAUAGCUGUCAUGUCUGUAUUCCCCCUAUAGCUGUCAUGUCUGUAUUCCCCCUAUAGCUGUCAUGUCUGUAUUCCCCCUAUAGCUGUCAUGUCUGUAUUCCUAUAGCUGUCAUGUCUGUAUUCCCCCUAUAGCUGUCAUGUCUGUAUUCCCCCUAUAGCUGUCAUGUCUGUAUUCCUAUAGCUGUCAUGUCUGUAUUCCCCAUAUAGCUGUCAUGUCUGUAUUCCCCCUAUAGCUGUCAUUCAUGUCUGUAUUCCCCCUAUAGCUGUCAUGUCUGUAUUCCCCCUAUAGCUGUCAUGUCUGUAUUCCCCCUAUAGCUGUCAUGUCUGUAUUCCUCCUAUAGCUGUCAUGUCUGUAUUCCCCCUAUAGCUGUCAUGUCUGUAUUCCCCCUAUAGCUGUCAUGUCUGUAUUCCCCCUAUAGCUGUCAUGUCUGUAUUCCUAUAGCUGUCAUGUGUGUAUUCCUAUAGCUGUCAUGUCUGUAUUCCCCCUAUAGCUGUCAUGGCUGUAUUCCCCCUAUAGCUAUCAUGUCUGUAUUCCCCCUAUAGCUGUCAUGUCUGUAUUCCUCCUAUAGCUGUCAUGGCUGUAUUCCCCCUAUAGCUAUCAUGUCUGUAUUCCCCCUAUAGCUGUCAUGUCUGUAUUCCUCCUAUAGCUGUCAUGGCUGUAUUCCCCCUAUAGCUAUCAUGUCUGUAUUCCCCCUAUAGCUGUCAUGUCUGUAUUCCCCCUAUAGCUGUCAUGUCUGUAUUCCCCCUAUAGCUGUCAUGUCUGUAUUCCCCCUAUAGCUGUCAUGUCUGUAUUCCCCUUAUAGCUGUCAUGUCUGUAUUCCUAUAGCUGUCAUGUCUGUAUUCCUCCUAUAGCUGUCAUGUCUGUAUUCCUCCUAUAGCUGUCAUGCCUGUAUUCCCCCUAUAGCUGUCAUGCCUGUAUUCCCCCUAUAGCUGUCAUGCCUGUAUUCCCCCUAUAGCUGUCAUGUCUGUAUUCCCCCUAUAGCUGUCAUGUCUGUAUUCCUAUAGCUGUCAUGUCUGUAUUCCACCUAUAGCUGUCAUGUCUGUAUUCCCCCUAUAGCUGUCAUGUCUGUAUUCCCCCUAUAGCUGUCAUUUCUGUAUUCCUCCUAUAGCUGUCAUGUCUGUAUUCCCCCUAUAGCUGUCAUGUCUGUAUUCCCCCUAUCGCUGUCAUGUCUGUAUUCCCCCUAUAGCUGUCAUGUCUGUAUUCCCCCUAUAGCUGUCAUGUCUGUAUUCCCCCUAUAGCUGUCAUGUCUGUAUUCCUAUAGCUGUCAUGUCUGUAUUCCCCUUAUAGCUGUCAUGUAUGUAUUCCUAUAGCUGUCAUGUCUGUAUUCCUCCUAUAGCUGUCAUGUCUGUAUUCCUCCUAUAGCUGUCAUGCCUGUAUUCCCCCUAUAGCUGUCAUGCCUGUAUUCCCCCUAUAGCUGUCAUGUCUGUAUUCCCCCUAUAGCUGUCAUGUCUGUAUUCCCCCUAUAGCUGUCAUGUCUGUAUUCCCCCUAUAGCUGUCAUGUCUGUAUUCCUCCUAUAGCUGUCAUGUCUGUAUUCCCCCUAUAGCUGUCAUGUCUGUAUUCCCCCUAUAGCUGUCAUGUCUGUAUUCCCCCUAUAGCUGUCAUGUCUGUAUUCCUAUAGCUGUCAUGUCUGUAUUCCCCCUAUAGCUGUCAUGUCUGUAUUCCCCCUAUAGCUGUCAUGUCUCUAUUCCCCCUAUAGCUGUCAUGUCUGUAUUUCUAUAGCUGUCAUGUCUGUAUUCCCCAUAUAUCUGUCAGUUCUGUCUUACCUGAUGAAGUAGAAGGCCAUGAGCAGUGCUGUCCCCAGCAGGGCUCCCACUAUGAUCCCAGUAACAGCAGAUACUCCUAGUCCACCUGCUUGGAGAGGAAGGGGGAGGCUAUUAGUUAGGCUAACAGCACCUCAGCUACACAUCUGUGUUACACUAUUCUUUAACUUGAUUGGCCAGAUGGGUGGGGUUUGCCCUUAGGGGACGACAUCAGACAAAUACCUGCAUGCUUGAGCUGAAUACCUGCAUGCUUGAGCUGAAUACCUGCAGGCUUGAGCUGAAUAACUUUAGGCUUGAGCUGAAUACCUUUAGGCUUGAGCUGAAUACCUUUAGGCUUGAGCUGAAUACCUUUAGGCUUGAGCUGAAUACCUGCAGGCUUGAGCUGAAUACCUGCAGGCUUGAGCUGAAUACCUGCAGGCUUGAGCUCCUGUUUGUUUUAUUAGCUCUAAAGUAUUGUAGAGCUCCUGCACCUGAAUAUAAACAGUACCGGCACCUAUUUCAGUCCCAUGUCAAGCACUGAACCUCUACAGAAAACAUCUGAGACAAAACAAUGGGUGUUUCAAUCUCAUGGCUUGAUGUGUGUAGACAGAGAGAGAAGCUGUAGAGGUCAUUUACAUGAUGUGUCUGGCAGGUCUGCGUGGUGCACUCUGUGCCGUCCUCUCAGGGUGAAGUGUUCCGGGUUGAACACCGGAAGCAUCUGGAAACUCUCGUUCACACCAAAGUAGUUACACACAGUCUGAAAACACACAGACACCAAAGUAAUUAGCUACACACCUCUGAAACAAGAACAGUCAACCUCAAUCAAACUCAUACAAUCUCAUACUCCGUUAACAUUUUCCUGUUGGCUGUCACUCAAAAAGAAAAAACAUUUUUAAAAAAGGUCCAUAAAUAUAAAGUAUUGAUCAUUAAGAUCAUAUUACAGAAUCAAAAAGUAACAAUACAACCAGUAUGCAAAGGAAAAUAAACUAAAAGAAGUGAGCCUCCACCCCCAACCCCCAUCCCAUUCCCCCAACCUCCCAUCCCAUUCCCCCAACCCCCAUCCCAUUCCCCCAACCUCCCAUCCCAUCCCAUUCCCCCAACCUCCCAUCCCAUUCCCCCAACCUCCCAUCCCAUUCCUCCAACAUCCCAUCCCUCCAGCAUCCAAACCAUUCCUCCAACCUCCCAUCCCAUUCCCCCAACCUCCCAUCCCUCCAACCUCCCAUCCCAUCCCAUUCCCCUAACCUCCCAUCCCAUCCCUCCAACCUCCCAUCCCAUCCCAUUCCCCUAACCUCCCAUCCUAUUCCUCCAACCUCCCAUCCCAUUCCUCCAACCUCCCAUCCCAUUCCCCCAACCUCCCAUCCCAUUCCCCCAACCUCCCAUCCCAUUCCCCCAAUGUCCCAUUCCCCCAACAUCCCAUCCCAUUCCUCCAACCUCCCAUCCCAUUCCUCCAACGUCCCAUCCCAUUCCCCCAACCUCCCAUCCCAUUCUCCCAAAAUCCCAUCCCAUUCCCCCAACGUUCCAUUCCCCCAACAUCCCAUCCCAUUCCCCCAACGUCUCAUUCCCCCAACCAACGUCUCAUUCCCCCAACCUCCCAUCCCAUUCUCCCAAAGUCCCAUCCCAUUCCCCCAAUGUCCCAUUUCCCCAACAUCCCAUCCCAUUCCUCCAACCUCCCAUCCCAUUCCUCCAACGUCCCAUCCCAUUCCCCCAACCUCCCAUCCCAUUCUCCCAAAAUCCCAUCCCAUUCCCCCAACGUUCCAUUCCCCCAACAUCCCAUCCCAUUCCCCCAACGUCUCAUUCCCCCAACCUCCCAUCCCAUUCUCCCAAAGUCCCAUCCCAUUCCCCCAAUGUCCCAUUUCCCCAACAUCCCAUCCCAUUCCCCCAACGUCCCAUCCCAUUCCUUCAACCUCCCAUCCCAUUCCUCCAACCUCCCAUCCCAUUCCACCAACCUCCCAUCCCUCCAACAUCCCAUCCAAUCAAUCAAUCAAUCAAUCAAAUUCAUUUAUAAAGCCCUUUUUACAUCAGCAGAUGUCACAAAGUGCUAUACAGAAAACCCAGCCUAAAACCCCAAACCGCAAGCAAUGCUGAUGUAGAAGCAUGGUGGCUAGGGAAAAACUCCCUAGAAAGCCAGAAACUUAGGAAGAAACCUAGAGAGGAACCAGGCUCUGAGGGGUGGCCAGUCCCCUUCUGGCUGUGCCGGGUGGAGAUUAUAACAGUACAUGGCCAUUAAGGCCAUCUUUUUCUCCAAGAUGUUCAAACGUUUAUAGAUAACCAGCAGGGUCAAAUAAUAAUCACAGUGGUUGUAGAGGUUGCAACAGGUCAGUACAUCAGGAGUAAAUGUCACUUGGCUUUUCAUAGCCGGGCAUUUAGAGGUUGAAAUAGCAGGUGCGGUAGAGAGAGAGAGUUGAAAACAGAAGGUCUGGGACAAGAUAGCACGUCCGGUGAACAGGUCAGGGUUCCAUAGCCGCAGGCAGAAGAGUGGAAACUGGAGCAGCAGCACAACCAGGUGGACUGGGGACAGCCAGGAGUCAUCAGGCCAGGUAGUCCUGAGGCAUGGUCCUAGGGCUCAGGUCCUCCAAAGUCCCAUCCCAUUCCCCCAACCUCCCAUCCCAUUCCCCCAACCUCCCAUCCCAUUCUUCCAACGUCCCAUCCCAUUCCUCCAACAUCCCAUCCCAUUCCCUCAACAUCCCUUCCCAUUCCCCCAACCUCCCAUCCCAUCCCAUUCCCCCAACCUCCCAUCCCAUCCCAUCCCAUUCCCCCAACCUCCCAUCCCAUCCCAUCCCAUUCCCCCAACCUCCCAUCCCAUCCCAUUCCCCCAACGUCCCAUCCCAUUCCCCCAACCUCCCAUCCCAUCCCAUUCCCCCACCCUCCCAUCCCAUCCCAUCCCAUUCCCCCAACCUCCCAUCCCAUCCCAUUCCCCCAACCUCCCAUCCCAUCCCAUCCCAUUCCCCCAACCUCCCAUCCCAUCCCAUCCCAUUCCCCCAACCUCCCAUCCCAUCCCAUUCCCCCCAACAUCCCAUCCCAUUCCCCCCAACCUCCCAUCCCAUCCCAUUCCCCCAACCUCCCAUCCCAUCCCAUUCCCCCAACGUCCCAUCCCAUUCCCCCAACCUCCCAUCCCAUCCCAUUCCCCCAACCUCCCAUACGGUCUGUGAACAAACUUCAAAUGUAUAAAUUGAUGGUUCGGAUUACGAGAUGCCAAAGUCAUAUUUUUCCAUAUUCUGUUCUAAUUAACCUUUUACUGCAGUGGGCUAAAUCAGGGUCACACACAGUGUUUCUUGGUAGUCUUAAACAAAUCUACUUUGAAACAAAAGUAUACAUCACACACAUGGAUAUGGGCUUAGAAAAAAGAAGACACCUGUACCAUGUCAGAUAUAGAGUUGAAAUGUAUUCAAUUUUGAGUUUAUAUCCCUAUAUUACACUUUAUAUACACAUCACAGAAGACUGAAAUAUAACAAAACUGUUGGACAUAGAAACACUGUCAAGUUAUUUAAAAAGUAUCUUUAUUAAUUAUGAAAUUAUUAAAAACAUUAAUAACAUUCCACCCAUGAGGCCAAAGAGGGCGCUUUUGGGCAUAGACUGCAGGAAAGGGCUACAGGGUUGUUCAGAUUCACUUAGAUCUGUAGACCAUACUUUUUAAUGACUAGCUCAGAAUAUGAGCUUUACAAAAGUUGUUUAUACAGUGAGGGAAAAAAGUAUUUGAUCCCCUGCUGAUUUUGUACGUUUGCCCACUGACAAAGAAAUUAUCAGUCUAUCAUUUUAAUGGUAGGUUUAUUUGUACAGGGAGAGACAGAAUAACAACAACAAAAUCCAGAUAAAUGCAUGUCAAAAAUUUUAUAAAUUGAUUUGCAUUUUAAUAAGGGAAAUAAGUAUUUGACCCCUCUGCAAAACAUGACUUAGUACUUGGUGGCAAAACCCUUGUUGGCAAUCACAGAGGUCAGACGUUUCUUGUAGUUGGCCACCAGGUUUGCACACAUCUCAGGAGGGAUUUUGUCCCACUCCUCUUUGCAGAUCUUCUCCAAGUCUUUAAGGUUUCGAGGCUGACGUUUGGCAACUCGAACCUUCAGCUAACUCCACAGAUUUUCUAUGGGAUUAAGGUCUGGAGACUGGCUAGGCCACUCCAGGACCUUAAUGUGCUUCUUCUUGAGCCACUCCUUUGUUGCCUUGGCCGUGUGUUUUGGGUCAUUGUCAUGCUGGAAUACCCAUCCACGACCCAUUUUCAAUGCCCUGGCUGAGGGAAGGAGGUUCUCACCCAAGAUUUGACGGUACAUGGCCCCGUCCAUCGUCCCUUUGAUGCAGUGAAGUUGUCCUUUCCCCUUAGCAGAAAAACACCCCCAAAGCAUAAUGUUUCCACCUCCAUGUUUUACGGUGGGGAUGGUGUUAUUGGGGUCAUAGGCAGCAUUCCUCCUCCUCCAAACACGGCGAGUUGAGUUGAUGCCAAAGAGCUUGAUGUUGGUCUCAUCUGACCACAACACUUUCACCCAGUUCUCCUCUGAAUCAUUCAGAUGUUCAUUGGCAAACUUCAGACGGGCAUGUAUAUGUGCUUUCUUGAGCAGGGGGACCUUGCGGGCGCUGCAGGAUUUCAGUCCUUCACGGCGUAGUGUGCUACCAAUUGUUUUCUUGGUGACUAUGGUCCCAGCUGCCUUGAGAUCAUUGACAAGAUCCUCCUGUGUAGUUCUGGGCUGAUUCCUCACCGUUCCAUGAUCAUUGCAACUCCACGAGGUGAGAUCUUGCAUGGAGCCCCAGGCCGAUGGAGAUUGACAGUUAUUUUGUGUUUCUUCCAUUUGCGAAUAAUCGCACCAACUGUUGUCACCUUCUCACCAAGCUGCUUGGCGAUGGUCUUGUAGCCCAUUCCAGCCUUGUGUAGGUCUACAAUCUUGUCCCUGACAUCCUUGGAGAGCUCUUUGGCCUUGGCCAUGGUGGAGAGUUUUGAAUCUGAUUGAUUGAUUGCUUCUGUGGACAGGUGUCUUUUAUACAGGUAACAAACUGAGAUUAGGAGCACUCCCUUUAAGAGUGUGCUCCUAAUCUCAGCUCGUUACCUGUAUAAAAGACACCUGGGAGCCAGAAAUCUUUCUGAUUGAGAGGGGGUCAAAUACUUAUUUCCCUCAUUAAAAUGCAAAUCAAUUUAUAACAUUUUUGACAUGCGUUUUUCUGGAUUUUUUUGUUGUUAUUCUGUCUCUCACUGUUCAAAUAAACCUACCAUUAAAAUGAUAGACUGAUCAUUUCUUUGUCAGUGGGCAAACGUACAAAAUCAGCAGGGGAUCAAAUACUUUUUUCCCCUCACUGUAUACUAUGGAGAUCGGUCCUUUUGGGAGCCCAGAUAAUUGUUUCAUAAAUUCCAUCAUCGGAUGGUUCAGUAGUUGGGUUUCCCAAGGGACUCCACAGGCUAGCAUAGCUGACCUAAGUUGUAAAUAUAGAAAAAAGGAGUUGCCUGGUCAUGUGUAUGUGUCUUUCAAAUCUAAAUGUAAAUGUAAAAUCUUGGAAUUCUUUUCAAACCAUUACCAUCCAUGAUAUUGACAAGGGUACGGAUUCCACAUUUGGAACAUUGGGGGACGCAAAAGGCCGCCCUCCAGAUUGCAAAGCAUUGUUGUUAAAUAUUGGAGUAGGGGCACGCCAUUUUGAUUCCCAGUUACAUUGUUUUUCAAUGUACAGUCCUUUAUGAAGAGAAUCUAUAAGGGGUCAUUUGACAAAGCCAAAUGGCAUUAUAUGGUUUUAUCGGUCCACUGUGAAAGAUUUAAGCCAUCUAACAAACCCAUCUGAUGACUGGAGAUGCAGGAGGUUACAGGAUGAAGUUAUCUGUUAUUUUCUUAUAUCAUAGGUGUAGAGAAGGAGUGCUAUAGGUUCAGUUUGCUUUUUUAGAUUAUUAUUAAUAAGCGGGACCUGAUCCUAGAUCAGCACUCCUUGUCUGAGAUGCUAUACGAAUAAGGGCCCUGAUCAAGGGCCAUGCAGGAGGGUUAGGAUUAGCUUGAGGCCCUGUUCUGUUCUUACCUCAUAGGUGCCCGCCUCUGUGUUGGUCAUGCUCAUCACAGAGAAGUCUCCGUAUCUGUCCCCGUUGAAGUCCAUAGACACCUGGCCUGCGAUGCCUAGCCCCAGCAACCAGAGGACCAGCGGCAUGCAAAGAAUGGCAGAAAUAAUUAGCUACAAGAGCCCAACAUUCCAAGGAAAACAGAGAGCGGAGAGCAGAGUAGAGGAAUUCCGUCCCCCGGCCGACAUAACAGGAAAUCCCAUCUCUCCUCCCACCAUUUGUGUUGGCAGGCACUCCAACAAUUUUAAUUUCAUCCCUGCGCCUGUGUUCCCAAAUAUUUGGCAUUUAAAAAAUAUUAUUUAUUUUAACAAGAAAAUAUGACCCUGUUCUUGACGAUUCCUAUUGAACAAAACAUUGUUAUUUAAGAGCUGGCAAUGUGGCAUGGCCAGGGUACAUGUGCUCUGUAACUGGACUCUAAUCAUUGCAGAUGAAAGAGUUCUGUACUCAGUGUUGACUCUGACUCAUCUCCCUCCUAUUAGACAGCACUUUAAUUGUAGUCUGGGGAUAUGACAGGUCUGGGGAUAUGACAGGUCUGGGGAUAUGACAGGUCUGGGGAUAUGACUUUCUGGUUAACAGGUCUGGGGAUAUGACUUUCUAGUUAACAGGGCUGGGGAUAUGACUUUCUGGUUAACAGGGCUGGGGAUAUGACUUUCUGGUUAACAGGUCUGGGGAUAUGACUUUCUGGUUAACAGGGCUGGGGAUAUGACUUUCUAGUUAACAGGGCUGGGGAUAUGACAGGUCUGGGGAUAUAAUAUAAUAAUAAUAUGCCAUUUAGCAGACGCUUUUAUCCAAAGCGACUUACAGUCAUGCGUGCAUACAUUUUUGUGUAUGGGUGGUCCCGGGGAUCGAACCCACUACCUUGGCGUUUCAAGCGCCGUGCUCUACCAGCUGAGCUACAGAGGACCACGAUUAUUUGAAUGUUUAUUGAUUGAUGAUCCAAAAACAAACAAAGUCUUCACCUAGCAAAAUAUGUGUAAAGGAAAAAUGCAUAAAACAGGCAUUUCAUGAAGGGAGAAAUAAUAUAUGAUAAGUAAAACAGUAAAAUGGAACAGAGGGUUUAAAAAAAUACAAAUAUUAGAAUUUCCUCAAAUCAAUAGCAUCACUUACCAACGAAUCACAAUCAUUCACAUUGUACAGGAAACAUAAUGGAUAGUAAAACAAAAUCAACAACACACACACACACAGGGGCAAAUGGAUGAGGACAAAUAGAAGGCCUUGAAAUCAACAUGAAAUCCCCAGCCCUGGUUAACAGGGCUGGGGAUAUGACUUUCUAGUUAACAGGGCUGGGGAUAUGACUUUCUAGUUAACAGGGCUGGGGAUAUGACAGGUCUGGGGAUAUGACUUUCUGGUUAACAGGGCUGGGGAUAUGACUUUCUGGUUAACAGGGCUGGGGAUAUGACUUUCUAGUUAACAGGGCUGGGGAUAUGACAGGUCUGGGGAUAUGACUUUCUGGUUAACAGGGCUGGGGAUAUGACUUUCUAGUUAACAGGUCUGGGAUAUGACUUUCUGGUUAACAGGGCUGGGGAUAUGACUUUCUAGUUAACAGGGCUGGGGAUAUGACUUUCUAGUUAACAGGUCUGGGGAUAUGACUUUCUGGUUAACAGGGCUGGGGUAUGACUUUCUGGUUAACAGGGCUGGGGAUAUGACUUUCUAGUUAACAGGUCUGGGAUAUGACUUUCUGGUUCACAGGGCUGGGGAUAUGACUUUCUGGUUCACAGGGCUGGGGAUAUGACUUUCUGGUUAACAGGUCUGGGGAUAUGACUUUCUAGUUAACAGGGCUGGGGAUAUGACUUUCUGGUUAACAGGGCUGGGGAUAUGACUUUCUGGUUAACAGGUCUGGGGAUAUGACUUUCUAGUUAACAGGGCUGGGGAUAUGACUUUCUGGUUAACAGGGCUGGGGAUAUGACUUUCUGGUUAACAGGUCUGGGGAUAUGACUUUCUGGUUAACAGGGCUGGGGAUAUGACUUUCUAGUUAACAGGGCUGGGGAUAUGACAGGUCUGGGGAUAUGACUUUCUGGUUAACAGGGCUGGGGAUAUGACAGGUCUGGGGAUAUGACUUUCUGGUUCACAGGGCUGGGGAUAUGACUUUCUAGUUAACAGGGCUGGGGAUAUGACAGGUCUGGGGAUAUGACUUUCUGGUUAACAGGGCUGGGGAUAUGACUUUCUGGUUAACAGGGCUGGGGAUAUGACUUUCUAGUUAACAGGGCUGGGGAUAUGACUUUCUAGUUAACAGGGCUGGGGAUAUGACUUUCUGGUUAACAGGGCUGGGGAUAUGACUUUCUAGUUAACAGGGCUGGGGAUAUGACUUUCUAGUUAACAGGGCUGGGGAUAUGACUUUCUGGUUAACAGGGCUGGGGAUAUGACUUUCUGGUUAACAGGGCUGGGGCUAUGACUUUCUGGUUAACAGGGCUGGGGAUAUGACUUUCUGGUUAACAGGGCUGGGGAUAUGACUUUCUAGUUAACAGGUCUGGGAUAUGACUUUCUGGUUAACAGGGCUGGGGAUAUGACUUUCUAGUUAACAGGUCUGGGGCUAUGACUUUCUGGUUAACAGGGCUGGGGAUAUGACUUUCUGGUUAACAGGGCUGGGGAUAUAACUUUCUAGUUAACAGGUCUGGGAUAUGACUUUCUGGUUCACAGGGCUUGGGAUAUGACUUUCUGGUUCACAGGGCUGGGGAUAUGACUUUCUGGUUAACAGGUCUGGGGAUAUGACUUUCUAGUUAACAGGGCUGGGGAUAUGACUUUCUGGUUAACAGGGCUGGGGAUAUGACUUUCUGGUUAACAGGUCUGGGGAUAUGACUUUCUGGUUCACAGGGCUGGGGAUAUGACUUUCUAGUUAACAGGGCUGGGGAUAUGACAGGUCUGGGGAUAUGACUUUCUGGUUCACAGGGCUGGGGAUAUGACUUUCUAGUUAACAGGGCUGGGGAUGUGACAGGUCUGGGGAUAUGACUUUCUGGUUAACAGGGCUGGGGAUAUGACUUUCUGGUUAACAGGGCUGGGGAUAUGACUUUCUAGUUAACAGGGCUGGGGAUAUGACUUUCUAGUUAACAGGGCUGGGGAUAUGACUUUCUGGUUAACAGGGCUGGGGAUAUGACUUUCUAGUUAACAGGGCUGGGGAUAUGACUUUCUAGUUAACAGGGCUGGGGAUAUGACUUUCUGGUUAACAGGGCUGGGGAUAUGACUUUCUGGUUAACAUGGCUGGGGAUAUGACUUUCUGGUUAACAGGGCUGGGGAUAUGACUUUCUAGUUAACAGGUCUGGGAUAUGAAUUUCUGGUUAACAGGGCUGGGGAUAUGACUUUCUAGUUAACAGGUCUGGGAUAUGACUUUCUGGUUAACAGGGCUGGGGAUAUGACUUUCUAGUUAACAGGUCUGGGGCUAUGACUUUCUGGUUAACAGGGCUGGGGAUAUGACUUUCUGGUUAACAGGGCUGGGGAUAUGACUUUCUGGUUAACAGGGCUGGGGAUAUGACUUUCUAGUUAACAGGUCUGGGAUAUGACUUUCUGGUUAACAGGGCUGGGGAUAUGACUUUCUAGUUAACAGGUCUGGGGCUAUGACUUUCUGGUUAACAGGGCUGGGGAUAUGACUUUCUGGUUAACAGGGCUGGGGAUAUUACUUUCUAGUUAACAGGUCUGGGAUAUGACUUUCUGGUUCACAGGGCUGGGGAUAUGACUUUCUGGUUCACAGGGCUGGGGAUAUGACUUUCUGGUUAACAGGUCUGGGGAUAUGACUUUCUAGUUAACAGGGCUGGGGAUAUGACUUUCUGGUUAACAGGGCUGGGGAUAUGACUUUCUGGUUAACAGGUCUGGGGAUAUGACUUUCUGGUUCACAGGGCUGGGGAUAUGACUUUCUGGUUCACAGGGCUGGGGAUAUGACUUUCUGGUUAACAGGUCUGGGGAUAUGACUUUCUAGUUAACAGGGCUGGGGAUAUGACUUUCUGGUUAACAGGGCUGGGGAUAUGACUUUCUGGUUAACAGGUCUGGGGAUAUGACUUUCUGGUUAACAGGGCUGGGGAUAUGACUUUCUGGUUCACAGGGCUGGGGAUAUGACUUUCUAGUUAACAGGGCUGGGGAUAUGACAGGUCUGGGGAUAUGACUUUCUGGUUAACAGGGCUGGGGAUAUGACUUUCUGGUUAACAGGGCUGGGGAUAUGACUUUCUAGUUAACAGGUCUGGGGAUAUGACUUUCUAGUUAACAGGGCUGGGGAUAUGACUUUCUGGUUAACAGGGCUGGGGAUAUGACUUUCUGGUUCACAGGGCUGGGGAUAUGACUUUCUGGUUAACAGGGCUGGGGAUAUGACUUUCUGGUUCACAGGGCUGGGGAUAUGACUUUCUGGUUCACAGGGCUGGGGAUAUGACUUUCUGGUUAACAGGUCUGGGGAUAUGACUUUCUGGUUCACAGGGCUGGGGAUAUGACUUUCUGGUUAACAGGGCUGGGGAUAUGACUUUCUAGUUAACAGGUCUGGGGAUAUGACUUUCUAGUUAACAGGUCUGGGGAUAUUACUUUCUGGUUAACAGGUCUGGGGAUAUGUCUUUCUGGUUAACAGGUCUGGGGAUAUGACUUUGUAGUUAACAGGUCUGGGGAUAUGACUUUCUGGUUCACAGGGCUGGGGAUAUGACUUUCUGGUUAACAGGGCUGGGGAUAUGACUUUCUGGUUAACAGGGCUGGGGAUAUGACUUUCUGGUUAACAGGGCUGGGGAUAUGACUUUCUGGUUAACAGGGCUGGGGAUAUGACUUUCUGGUUAACAGGGCUGGGGAUAUGACUUUCUGGUUAACAGGUCUGGGGAUAUGACUUUCUGGUUAACAGGGCUGGGGAUACUAGCUGCUCACUCCAUAUUACACUCAGACAGAAUCACUGUGUAGGGAAUAGGGUGCCAUUUGGAAUAGGGUGCCAUUUGGAAUAGGGUGCCAUUUGGAAUAGGGUGCCAUUUGGAAUAGGGUGCCAUUUGGAAUAGGGUGCCAUUUGGGACUCAAAUGUAAUAAGGAGCAAAGAGUUUUUUUUUUUUUUUUACCUUCAAAUGUUCUGUUCCACAUGCGAUAUGUGAUCUCUGCUCCGUCCUUCUUGGUGAGGCCGUUUCUGAUGGCUUCGUGCAGCGCCAGAGCGUACAGCAGCAAUGCAUCAUGGAACCCUUCCACAAACAUGUUGAUCUGGAGGGGGACAACAGACAGGAAGAUUAUAAUAAUAAUAAUAGUCAUAAUAAUAAUUAAUGAAGAUAGUAAUGAAUGAAUGACAGAUUCAUCACUUAAAAAAGAAACCGACACAGAUAGUCCUUUCAUACUAUUACUGUCUUGCAGUUUGUCUCUGGCCUUCAAAUACUUUAGAGUGAUUAAUGAGAAGAAAACAUUGGACCCAAAUGCAAAGUCUCUUAGAUAGAUGCUUUCCUCUUUACUCAGGUUGUCAAGGCAGCUGCCAACAAUGAAGAAAGGGGGGAGGAGGGGGGGGGGGGGGGGGGGGGGGGGGGGGCGGUAACAGAAUGGCAGCCCGACCCCAGUCUGGUGAUAGUAGGGGAAACACUGAAUUCCAAUGCAUAAUGUAAUAUCUCAGAAUGAUGAUUCUGUAUUUAUAUCUAGUAUCGCAGAGUUGUAUGAUCUUCCACGCCAAUAACAAAGUAACACUGACAAUUAUGUGAAACUACUUUAGCCUGACUUUUGUUUUGUGUUUGUGGAAACAAACUUCCCACUGUUUAGCAUAUCAGUCAUAAUACACCACAGAAAAUCACUGUCAGGGUUUUCUUUUCACUGGGCAAUUUACAAUCUAAGUACCAGAAAAAUAAUGAGUUACUUUCCCAUACAGUCUCUUGCUAAACAAACAAUUUGGUUCAUAUUUGUUUUUCACAAGAAACCAACAAAGAUAUUGAAAUGUUUUCCAUUCCACUGUGUGAUACCCUUCUCAUAGCGUGGUCCUGCAUCGCAGUGCUAGCUGUGCCACUAGAGAUCCUGGUUCGAAUCCAGGCCGCGACCGGGUGACCCAUGGGGGUGGGGGCGGCGUCGUCCAGGGUAGGGGAGGGAAUGGCCGGCAGGGAUGUAGCUCAGUUGGUAGAGCAUGGCGUUUGCAACACCAGGGUUGUGGGUUCGAUUCCCACGGGGGGCCAGUAUGAAUUUUUUAUUUUUUAUUUUUUUAUAAUAAUGUAUGCACUCACUAACUGUAAGUCGCUCUGGAUAAGAGCGUCUGCUAAAUGACUAAAAUGUCAAAUGUAGAAGAACUGCAUGCUGCGUUCUAAUAGGUCACAUCAACAAGCUCUACUCUGAGCUGGAUGAUUCAUGGAGGAACCAAGGUUAAUCUCACCUCCAUUUUCCAAACAUAGUAAUCGGUUUUCUGAAAACAAUGUUCUCUUUAAUCAACUAUAGCUAUGUGUCUUCACUUCCCUUUCAGUAAUGAUCAAGAUCAACCAAACAUGGAUGAACGCGCCUUUCAGUAAUGAUCAAGAUCAACCAAACAUGGAUGAACGCGCCUUUCAGACCGUUCCUUCAAAACUUUCCCAUUGGCCGGCACAACGAACGAAAAAAUGACAUCACCCUUUUACUGUCUUCACUUUCCUCUAUAAAAAUGAAUAAUCAACCAUCACUGAACUGAACGCUUCUCGGUAGGAUCGUUCUCUUCAAUGCUCUUCAUUGCUAGACAAUUAUCUGCGUGCUGCCGAUAAUUAACACUAAUGGUUGACACCAUAAGAGCUGUGGAUACUGUGAGACUGACACUAAUAGUUGCCAGUGUGAUUGACUCCAUGUCUUCUCUAUCUAUCUAUCCAGUGCCCAAUCUAAACAGGAAGUAAUCUGUGCGCUGCAGAGGAAUGCCGCUCAGGGGGAACUCAGUGUAUUUACAUUCACCUUCAGCCCCACAGCGGCAGGGAACAGGCUGAUAUAG